Coregonus clupeaformis (lake whitefish) is the source of this 85471-nucleotide messenger RNA. RefSeq names its product titin. The transcript is spliced from 211 exons. Bases 246 to 84422 code for a protein of 28058 amino acids. Lineage: Eukaryota; Metazoa; Chordata; Actinopteri; Salmoniformes; Salmonidae. Gene Ontology annotation, molecular function: protein binding; protein kinase activity; ATP binding. The record is from RefSeq and is a predicted model, not a curated record. Gene Ontology annotation, biological process: protein phosphorylation.
GUCACUUCUGAGCAGUUGGAGCAUUCCCAGCCUUGCCUCGGGUGUAGGGAUUGCAUAGGAAAAAGAGCAAAACUACACAGCUACACUGUGUGGUUUUGUUUUUUUGGGUUUCUUUGAGGCUAAGCUGUUCUCACAUUGGAUUUUCUGACAUUUCUGGAUAAGGAGAUUGUUUCUGAAGAAAUACAAUUUCUGGGCUUCGCCCCAUCAAAUCUAGGCACUCUUGUGGAUACAAGGUGCCGUCCACAAUGUCUACUCAGGCGCCAACAUUUACACAGCCGCUGCAAAGCGUUGUGGCACUAGAGGGUAGUGCUGCAACGUUUGAAGCUCAAGUCAGUGGUUCUCCAGUUCCUGAGGUGAGCUGGUUCCGUGAUGGCCAGGUUCUUUCCGCUGCCGCUCUGCCCGGCGCACAGAUCUCGUUCAGCGAUGGCCGCGCUGUUCUGAUGAUCCCUGCUGUGACAGCCGCACACAGUGGAAGAUUUUCUGUCAGAGCCACCAAUGGUGCUGGACAAGCCACUAGCACCGCUGAACUUCUCGUUACAAUGGAGACUGCGCCGCCCAACUUUAUUCAGAGACUUCAGAGUUUGACCGUGAGACAAGGAAGCCAAGUGAGACUGGAUGUUCGUGUGACAGGAAUCCCUACACCUGUGGUGAAGUUCUACAGAGAGGGAGCCGAGAUACAGAGCUCCGCUGACUUUCAGAUUGUUCAAGAAGGAGACCUUUACAGUUUGUUGAUUGCCGAAGCCUUCCCAGAGGAUUCUGGAACUUACUCUGUAAAUGCCUCAAACAGCAGCGGACGCGCUACCUCCACUGCUGAACUGCUGGUUCAAGGUGAAGAAGCUGUGCCUGCCAAGAAGUCUAAAACCGUCAUUUCAGCUUCCUCUCAGAGGACCUCCUCCCAGAGUCGCCAGACCAGAGUUGAGACAAGGAGUAUGGAGGCUCAUUUUGAAUCCUCAUCCAUGCAAAUGCAUGUUGAAGGUGGUGUAGUGAGCCAUCUAGCACACAAGACCCCACCACGUGUGCCCCCUAAGCCAACCUCAACCUCCAAGUCCCCAACACCAUCAUCUCUUGCAGCCAGGGUUGCAGGGGGACGUCAUCAGUCACCAUCACCUGUGAGACAUGUCAAGGCACCCACUCCGGCCCCUGUUAGGCCCGUAUCCCCCACUUCAAGACUGUCUGUGUCCCCAAUCAGACCAGUCAAAUCCCCACUGACCACACGCAAACAGGUAGCCCAUGGUCCUGAUGUCCUCCCACCAUGGAAGCAGGGAGACUUUGUUGAAGGGUCCAGCAGCUAUUCCAGCAGCAUGACUUCAAGUGCCACCCAUGCCCAGACUUCCAUGUCUGCCACUCAUGUUCACAUGGAGCAGCACUGGGAGGGCUCUUAUGGAUUGCAAACGACUGGGUCCGCUGUAUCUGGUGUCGCUGUGAGAGAGAUCGUUGAGACUGCAGCAGUCCCAUCACCUGCACAAGAGCCAGUUGUGCCACCUACUCUUGUAGCUGGAUUGAAGAACUUGACUGUGACUGAGGGUGAGUCUGUGACUCUGGAAUGCCAAAUCUCUGGUCACCCUGCCCCUGGCAUCAUGUGGUUCAGGGAGGACUACAGAAUUGAGAGCUCCAUUGACUUCCAGAUCACUUAUGAGAGUAAAUGUGCCCGUCUGGUCAUCCGCGAGGCCUUCGCAGAAGACAGCGGUCGCUUCACUUGCACUGCUACUAGCGAGGCUGGAACUAUCAGCACAUCCUGUUACCUGCUUGUCAAAGUAACCGAGGAGAUAGAGACCAGGGAAGAGAUGACACAACAAGGAACAGUCACUGUGUUUGACCUUACUACUCAAGAGAAACUCUUUACUGCUGAAGCGAAGGAGGAGACCAUGUCGGAGGUGAGCGCUGCCACCGCCACCGCAGGUUCACCAGUGGAUACUGCAGAUGCCGUAGCUCCCUUCUUUGUCAAGAAGCCUACUGUACAGAAGUUGGUGGAGGGCGGACGUGUUGUCUUUGAGUGCCAGAUCGGAGGCAACCCCAAGCCACACAUUUUUUGGAAGAAGAGUGGAGUGCCCCUUACUACAGGAUACAGAUAUAAAGUCCACUACAAUAAGGAAAGUGGAGUGUGUAAAUUGGAGAUCUCCAUGACGUUUGCUGAUGAUGCUGGAGAGUACUCCAUCUUUGCCAGGAACCCACUUGGAGAAGCCUCUGCCUCAGCUGGACUGCUGGAGGAAGGGGAAUAUGAAGAAUACAUGAAGAAACAUGAAAUGACAUAUAAGAGUGAAGUAAUUACAACGGUGCAGGUGGAUGUACCCCCUGUUGUUGUGAGCGAAUAUGACGACAACCAGAUGUAUAGGCAGAGGAGAAUGACACAGCAAGCACAAACACAAAGCUUUGUUUCAACGCAGGAACUCCAGAUUUCUUCCUUUGAGGAGAGGAUUAUCCAUGAGAUUGAGAUCCGCAUUCUGCAAAUUACCUACCAACAAAUUGUGACUGAGGAUCGGGAAGAGAUGGUGACUUGUGCAGAUCGUGAGGCUUUACAGUCAGCCUUUACCACUCCAGUUAAAAACUACAGGAUCAUGGAAGGAAUGGGUGUUACUUUCCACUGCAAAAUGGCAGGAACUCCACUGCCCAAGAUUGUGUGGUACAAAGAUGGCAAGCGUAUCCAUCAUGGUGGCCGUUACCAAAUGGAGAGUCUUCAGGAUGGUAGAGCCAGCCUGCGUCUUCCUGUGGUGCUGCCAGAGGAUGAGGGUGUUUACACAGCAUUAGCUAGCAACAUGAAGGGCAACUCUGUGAGCUCAGGGAAACUGUACGUGGAGCCCACUGCCGUUACAGGAGCUCAGAGUUACACGCCUGAACCUCAGGCAAUGCAGAGAAUUAGGUCCCAGUCCCCAAGAUCUCUGAGUCGCUCUCCCGGACGCUCUACUAGUCGCUCUCCCGCACGCUCCCCUGCUCGCAGGCUUGAUGACACUGAUGAGAGUCAGCUGGAGAGACUGUACAAGCCUGUGUUUGUCUUGAAGCCACAGUCAUUCAAGUGUGCUGAAGGGCAGACUGCCAGAUUUGACCUGAAAGUAGUUGGUAGACCCAUGCCUGACACCUUCUGGUUCCACAAUGGGCAACAAGUUGUCAAUGAUUACACACACAAGAUAGUGGUGAAGGAAGAUGGAACUCAGUCACUGAUUGUGGUUCCAGCCAUGCCCCAUGACUCUGGAGAGUGGACGGUAGUUGCUCAAAACAGAGCUGGAAAAAGCUCUGUGUCCAUGACACUUACAGUUGAUGCCAAAGAAAACUUGAUUAGACCCCAGUUUAUUGAGAAGCUGAAGAAUGUCAGUGUCAAGAAAGGAACUCUCGUUGAGUUGGCUGUCAAAGCCAUCGGAAACCCCCUGCCUGACAUUGUUUGGCUGAAAAACAGCGACAUCAUCUCCCCACAGAAGCACCCAAAUAUCAAGAUUGAGGGCAUCAAGGGAGAAGCCAAAUUCCAUAUCCCACAGUCGGUAAGCUCUGAUAGUGCCUGGUAUACAGCCACAGCCAUUAACAAAGCUGGAAGAGAUACCACUCGCUGCAGGGUCAACAUUGAGGUGGAUGCUGCUGAACCUGCGCCAGAGAGGAGAAUCAUUAUCACCAAAGGAACCUACAAGGCCAAGGACAUUGCAGCUCCAGAGUUGGAACCCCUGCAUCUCCGUUAUGGUCAAGAGCAGUGGGAGGAGGAUGACCUAUAUGACAAGGACAAGCAGCAGAAACCACAGUUCAAGAAGAAGCUGACUUCUGUCAGGCUGAAGCGUUUUGGCCCAGUCCAUUUUGAAUGCAGACUGACCCCAAUUGGUGAUCCCACUAUGGUGGUUGAGUGGUUGCAUGAUGGCAAACCACUGGCAGCUGCUAACAGAUUGCGCAUGGUUAAUGAAUUUGGCUACUGUAGUCUUGACUUUGAAGUUGCCUAUGCCAGAGAUAGUGGUGUCAUCACCUGCAGAGCCACUAACAAGUUUGGAGUUGACCAGACCUCAGCUACACUGAUUGUAAAGGAUGAGAAGAGCCUUGUUGAGGAGACUCAGUUACCUGAGGGCAGGAGGGAAAUACACAGAAUUGAUGAGAUGGAGCGCAUGGCUCACGAGGGAGGUCCUUCUGGAGUCACUGGGGAUGAGUAUUCAGAGAAGUCAAAGCCUGAAAUUGUCCUUCUUCCCGAGCCAGCAAGAGUGCUGGAAGGUGACAUUGCAAGAUUCCGUUGCAGAGUAAUCGGUUAUCCUACGCCUAAGGUUAACUGGUACCUCAAUGGACAGCUCAUUCGCAAGAGCAAGAGAAUGAGACUUCGCUAUGAUGGUAUUUACUAUCUUGAAAUUAUAGAUAUCAAGUCAUACGAUGCAGGAGAUGUCAAAGUGGUAGCAGAGAACCCAGAGGGCACAGCUGAGCAUCUGGUGAAGCUCGAGAUCACACAGAGAGAGGAUUUCAGAUCCAUUCUCCGUCGCGUCCCUGAACCAAAGGAACAUGAAAUUACUGAACAUGGGAGAGUUAGCUUUGAAGUUGUGAAGGUUGACAGACCAGCUGAUGCCCAGCCAAAGGAAGUUGUCAAACUGAGGAAGACUGAAAGAGUCAUCCAUGAGAAGUCCACAGAGGAGACCGACGAGUUGAAGAGCAAAUUUAAGCGCAGGACAGAGGAAGGUUAUUAUGAAGCCAUCACUGCUGUGGAGCUAAAGUCCAAAAGGAAGGAUGAGUCCUAUGAGGAUAUGCUUAGAAAGAGGAAGGAAGAACUGCUUCAUCACAUGAAAGAGUUGACUGAGGCUGAGAAGAAGAAAGAGAUGGAGGAGGGGCAACUCACCAUCCCCACAAUCAAACCAGAGAGAGUACAGCUCUCUCCCAGUAUGGAAGCUCCAAAGAUCUUGGAACGCAUUGCUAGCCAGACCGUGUCUCAGACCGAGGAAGUUCGCUUCAGAGUCAGAGUUGUCGGCAAACCAGAACCUGAGUGCCAGUGGUUCAAGAAUGGAAUUCUGCUGGAGAAGACAGAUCGUAUUUACUGGUACUGGCCUGAAGACCACGUGUGUGAAUUAGUGGUCAGAGAUGUCACAGCAGAAGACUCUGCUAGCAUCAUGGUCAAAGCAAUGAACAUUGCUGGAGAGACAUCAAGCCAUGCAUUCCUGCUGGUGCAAGCCAUUACAGUAAUUAGCUUCACUCAACAACUAGAGGAUGUGGAAUCUAAAGAGAAGGACACCAUGGCGACCUUUGAGUGUGAAACAAAUGAGCCUUUUGUCAAAGUCAAAUGGCUGAAGAACAAUGUUGAGAUUUUCUCUGGAGACAAAUACAGGAUGCACUCAGACAGAAAGGUUCAUUUCCUUUCUGUACUGAUCAUCAACAUGAAGGACGAUGCAGACUACAGUUGUGUUGUUGUUGAAGAUGACCACAUCAGGACCACUGCCAGACUCAAUGUGGAAGGUGCUUCACUGUCAAUUCUGAAGAGGCUGGAGAACAUUGAAGUGCCUGAGACCUACUCUGGGGAGUUUGAGGUUGAAUUAUCUCGAGAGGAUGCUGAAGGUACAUGGUACUUCAAUGACAAGGAAAUCACUCCCAGCAGCAAAUAUGUUACCUCCUCCCGUCGUGGACGCCAUGCCUUGACUGUCAAAGACGUCAAGAAAGAAGAUCAGGGGAAAUAUACAUUCAAAAUUGCUGAUAUGCAGACCAGUGCCUCCCUGAAGAUGAAACUGCGCCCUGUGACACUGAUGCAACCCCUCACUGACCUGACGAUCUGCGAGGGUGACAUCGCUCAGUUAGAAGUGCGAUUCUCUCAGGAAAACGUUGAGGGAACAUGGAUGAAAAAUGGCCAAGCAAUCUCCGCCACAGAUCGCAUCCACAUCGUUAUCGACAAACUGGUCCACAAGCUGCUUAUUGAAAACGUGAGCAGAGACGAUGCUGCAACAUACUCCUUCGUUGUCCCAGCUCAGGAUAUCUCCACCUCUGGGAAGUUGAACAUUCAAACGAUUGAUAUUUUGAGCCCACUCACUGAUAUUACCUCAGUUGAGGGCACCAAGGCUGUUAUUGAGGCUAAAAUCUCUGCUGCUGAUGUUACCUCUGUGAAAUGGUUCCACAAUGACAAGCUUGUGAUGCCCAGUGAGAGAAUCCAGAUGCUUGCAAAGGGAUCCAAACAGCGCCUGGUAUUCCACAGGACCUUUGCCUCUGAUGAAGGAACCUACAAGCUAUGUGUUGGCAAAGCUGACUCUAGCUGUAAACUGACUAUUGAAAAAAUUCACAUCACCAAGCAUAUGGAGGAUCAAGUUUGCACAGAGACCCAGAAUAUAACAUUUAAAGUUGAGGUUUCCCACCCUGGCAUUGCCGCUGUGUGGACCUUCAAGAAACAACCACUCAAAGCUAGUUCAAAGCAUAAGAUUGAGGCCAAGGGCAAAUAUUACAGCCUGACUGUCAUUAAUACCAUGAAGGAUGAAGAGGGACAAUACGCAUUCGCUGCUGGUGAACAGACAUCCAGCGCAAAGCUUACUGUGUCAGGUGGUGCCAUAAACAGACCACUCCAGGACGUGACUGUGGCUGACUCUCAGACAGCUGAGCUGGAGUGUGAGGUGGCCAACCCAACUGCUGAGGGCAAGUGGCUGAAGGAUGGACAACCCGUGGACUUCAGUGAUAAUGUCAAACAUAUGAACAAUGGAGCUGUCAGACGUCUUGUUAUUACCAUAACCAGACACAAUGACAUCGGUGAAUACACUUACCAGGUCGCAAACUCCAAGACAACAGCCAACCUGAGAGUUGAGGCUGUGAAAGUCAAGAAGACCCUGAAGAACCAAACUGUCACUGAGACACAGGAGGCAGAGUUCAGUCUUGAGCUCACCCACAAGAAUGUGAAGGGCUCACAAUGGAUUAAGAAUGGUAUAGAGAUCAAACCUAGUGAGAAAUAUGAAAUCACAACUGAUGGCAUGGUCCACACCUUGAAGAUCAAGAACUGCGACACACGCGAUGAAUCAGUUUAUGGAUUCAAACUUGGGAAACUAUCUGCUAAUGCCAGAUUGAACGUUGAGACAAUCAAGAUUGUGAAGAAGCCUAAAGAUGUGACAUCACUAUUGGAUGCCACUGCCUCUUUUGAGCUGAGUCUGUCCCAUGAUGACAUCCCUAUCAAAUGGAUGUUCAAUAACAAGGAGCUUAAACCAAGUGAAAACGUCAAAAUACUGUCUGAGAGAAAAGCUCACAAGCUGACCAUCCAGAAUGUGAAGACUGACAACCAUGGAGAGUACACAGCUGUAGUUGGAAACCUGCAAUGCAGCGCAUCUUUAUAUGUUGAAGCUCUGCGUGUCACAAAACCCAUCAAGAACAUUGAAGUCCCAGAGACCCAUGUGGCCACUUUUGAAUGUGAAGUUUCACACUUCAAUGUCCCAUCCACCUGGCUGAAAAAUGGAGUGGAGAUUGAAAUGAGUGAAAAGUUCAGGAUUGUGAUGCAGGGCAAACUUCACCAGCUCAAGAUCAUGAACACUAGCAGAGAAGACUCGGCAGAAUACACUUUUGUCUGUGGAAAUGACAGAGUCUCAGCCACUUUGACCGUCAAUGCCAUUUUGAUCACCUCCAUGCUGAAAGACCUCAAUGCACAGGAGAAAGACACAAUCACAUUUGAAGUGAAUGUCAACUAUGAGGGCAUCACCUACAAGUGGCUCAAGAAUGGUGUUGAGAUUCCCUCCACAGAAAGAUGCCAGAGCCGAACCAAACAGCUAACUCACUUGCUCACCAUCCGAAAUGUUCAUUUUGGUGAUAGUGCGGAGUACAAGUUUGUGGCUGGUUCUGCUGCGUCAUCAGCAAAGCUUUAUGUUGAUGCUCGCGUUAUUGAAUUCACCAAGCAUAUCAAAGAUAUCAAGAUUACAGAGAAGAAGAGGGCCACUUUUGAAUGUGAGAUCUCUGAGCCUAAUGUUCAGGUGAUGUGGAUGAAAGAUGGACAGGAGCUGGACAGUUCCGAAAGAUACACCGUAUCCACUGAGAAAUUCCUGCACCGUCUAAUGAUCCAGUCAGUCCGCAUGUCUGAUGCCGGAGAGUAUUCUGUUGUUGCUGGUACAAGCAUGUCAAAGGCUUAUCUCACCGUGGAGGGCAAAGAUGUCCGCAUUACAGAGCCUGCUGAGAAGAAAAUGACGGUUGUUGAGAAACAAAGAACGACAUUUGAGUUUGAAGUCAAUGAGGAUGACAUUGAAGGUCGCUGGCUGAGGAACGGUGUUGAGCUCCAGUUUUCCGUUGAGCAGAGGUUCAGCUAUGUUUGCAUUAGAAAGCUCCAUCGUCUGACCAUAACUGAGACCUACAGAAGUGAUGCAGGAGAAUACACCUUCAUCGCUGGCAGGAACAGGAGCGUUGUGACACUUUAUGUCAACAUCCCUGAGCCACCUCAGAUCAUUAACCACAUGCAGCCCCUGUCUGUAGAGGCUGGCAAACCUGCUCGCUUCUCUGUGGAAGUGACUGGCGUCCCCCAGCCCCAGGUGUUCUGGUACAAGAACUCCCAGGCUCUCUCCCCAGGCUUCAAGUGCAAGUUCCUGCGUGAUGGGAAUGAGCACUGUCUGCUACUCAUUGAAGUGUUCCCAGAAGAUGCAGCAGUCUACAACUGUGAGGCCAAGAAUGAGGGUGGUGUUGCCACCAGUUCAGCUGCACUGAAUGUAGAAGUUUCAGAAGUUGUUUCUCCUGACACUGGAGCUCCUCUGUCCCCACCUACCAUCGUCUCACCAAUCAGCAACACCUCAACCACUGAGGGAGAGUCUGCCAGAUUCCAGUGCAAAGUUACUGGAGAAGCUCUGAAGAUGUCCUGGUACCGUGGUGAGAAGGAAAUUAAGCAGUCAGACUUCUUCAGGAUUUCUACGUUUGAUGACACCUGCCAGCUGGAGAUCACCAGAGUGUACUCGGAGGAUGAGGGGGAAUACACCUGUGUUGCCAGAAACACGGCAGGAAUGGUCACAUGCUCUGCACAUUUGAAACUUGAUGUAACCCAUAUGAAGGAAGAGAUUGAAGCAACCAUUGAGCAGGAAGUCAAAGUGCCACCUGUUUUCAGGUACAAAAUUGUUCCCCUGGAGAUCAAUGUUGGCAGCAGAGCCAAGUUUGAAUGUGAAAUUGAAGAGGCACCAAAUGUGACCUUCAAAUGGUUCAAGUCUGGCACUUCAAUCAAAGAGAGUGCAAAUUGUCACAUCCUCACUCGGCAACUGACAUCUUCAUUGGAGCUUCUGAGCCCAACCAAAGCCGACAGUGGUGAAUACACCUGCAAGGCUACAAACCAGCAUGGCAGUGACACCUGUGCCGCCAAACUGACAGUGACUGAACCUCCUGAAUUUGUGCUGAAAUUGCCAGUCACAAAGUUUGUGAAGACGUGUGAGCCACUCCGUCUUGAAUGCAAAGUUACGGGUGCGCCCUCUCUGCGAAUGCAAUGGUACAAAAAUGACACUAAGAUCACAGAUGGUGACAACUAUAGAACUUCAUUCGUUGACUCAAUGGCAUUCCUUGAGCUGCACACCACAAGAUUUGAAGACAAUGGAGUCUACACUUGUGAAGCAACCAAUGAAGCUGGAAGCAUAAGCUGCAGCACAACUCUUACAGUCAAAGACCCACCAUCUUUCCUCAAAGUACCUCAGCCAAUUGAAGGAAUGAAAGGAAAGGAUGCUAGCCUACACUGUGAGAUAAUUGGCACAGCACCCUUUGAGAUUACCUGGUCCAAAGACAAAACAGCACUAAAAGAAAGUAGGAAAUAUAAGAUGGUGAAUGAGGGUACCUCUGCCACUCUUCAUAUCAUUGGAUUGGAAGCCUCAGAUGUUGGAGAAUAUGAGUGCAAGGCAUCAAACAGUGUAGGAUAUGAAACAUGCCAUACUACAGUUAAACUCAGAGAACCACCUACGUUUGUGAAGAAAUUGUCAAAUACAACAUGCAUAUUGGGUGAAGAAGUCACCCUGACAGCCACUGUCAAAGGCUCUCAGCCAAUGACUGCGUCUUGGGUACAGGAUAAGGAUCACAUUCUCAGAGAUGGUGACAACCGGAAAAUUACCUUUGACAACAACCAGGUCACUCUUAAAGUCUUUAAAGCAGAUUUACUUGCAAUGGGAAAAUACACCUGCCAACUCAGAAAUGAUGCCGGAGUUGUGGAAUGUUUUGCUAACUUGACUGUAUUAGAACCAGCUAAAGUUGUGGAUAGACCAGAGUCUUUCAGUGUGACUGCAGGUGAUAUUGCAGCUUUAGAAGUCAAAGUGUCGGGGACACCAGAGCUGAAACCAAAAUGGUUUAAGGAUGGAGUCGAGCUCUCCUCUGGCCAGAAGUACAAAAUCUCAUUCUCAAAGAUGAUCUCCAGCUUGAAAGUUUUGUCUGCUGAAAGAAUUGAUACAGGAGAAUAUACAUUUGAGGUCAAAAAUGAGGUUGGCAGUGAUCUCACCAAAUUAAACCUCACUGUACUAGAUAAAACCAUACCUCCAACAUUUACACGGAAAUUGAAGGAUUAUCAAGCUAUUGUUGGAAAAGCUGGUGAAAUGGACUGCAAAGUCUCUGGUUCCGCACCUUUCACCAUUACCUGGUACCAUGAUGGAGAGGAGAUCAAAACUGGACCAAACUAUGAGAUUGCAUUCAGUGACAACAACUGCACGCUCAAAGUGCCCACUCUUAAGUUGUCAGACUCCGGAGUGUAUAAAUGCAAAGCCGUAAACAAGGCAGGAACCAAUGAGACCAGUGCCUCUUUCAUUGUGAAAGAACCUCCUUCUUUCGUGAUGCCACCUCAGCCAUUGGAAGCCAUGCCUGGCACAAAUGUUUUGUUCUCAGCAAUUGUCAAAGGAAGUGCCCCACUGAAACUGAAAUGGUUCAGAGGCACCAAGCAAAUUUUGUCUGGAAAAGGCUAUGAAAUUGCUCUGCGGGACAAUACAGCUACUAUGGAGCUAUUUAAAAUUGACAAAUCCCACGCUGGAGAAUAUACAUGCCAGAUUAUUAAUGAUGCUGGGAAGGAAAGUUGCCCGGUAAACCUGUCUGUGAAAGAACCUGCGCGCUUUGUUAAGAAGCUGAAGGACCAUUCUGUGGAAAAGGGGAAAUCAUUGAUACUUGAGUGCACAUACACUGGAACCCCAAAAAUAUUUGUCACCUGGUAUAAGGACGGCAAACAGCUAUAUGCCUCUUAUAAGCACAAUGUCACUACCACUGAGACCUCCUGUAUCCUGGAGUGUUUAAACAGUGAUGAUAAGGAAGCAAGUGGGGAAUACUCUUGUGAAGUGUCCAAUGAUGCUGGAAAGGAUACCUGCAAAGCACAAGUGUCCAUCUUAGAACCACCUUAUUUCAUUGAGAAUUUGGAGCCAAUGGAAGUGACUGCUGGUGAUGCAGUUUGUUUGAAAUGCCAUGUCGGCGGAACCCCUGAAAUAAAGGUGGCUUGGUUUAAGGCCGACGGAAAAGUGAGGUCCACCCCUACUUGCAAAAUAGAAUAUUCCAAAGGAAUUGCUUGCUUAAAACUGAGCAAAGCAGCCAAGGCUGAUAUUGGUGAAUACACAUGCAAAGCAGAAAACAACAUAGGAUCAGCCUCAUCCACCUGCCGUCUCUCUGUCCAAGAGGCAAAAACGCCACCUACCUUCCCCAAGAAAAUAACCAGUCUUCAACAGACUGAAGGAAUGGAAGUCAAAUUUGAGUGCCGUGUGGCAGGCUCCUCACCCAUUGAGGUCUCUUGGCUUAAAGACGGUGAAACUGUGAAAUCCAACGACUAUACCAUGAGUUAUGAUGAUAACACUGCUGCCCUAAAAAUAGCCAGAGGUGAAAUGAGGCACUCUGGGGAAUACACUUGUGUUGCUACCAACAGUGUUGGGACUGCAUCCUGCAGAGCCAAACUCACUCUUCAAGAGCCAAGAUAUCCCCCUGUCUUUGAUAAAACGCUGUCACCCGUGGUGGAUAUUUCAGUGGGUGAUAGUGUGGAAUUGGAAUGCCACAUGACUGGAUCUUUGCCAAUAAAAGUAACUUGGUCAAAGGAUCACAAAGAUAUUCGAUCAGGGGGAAAUUACAAGAUGUCCUGCGUGGAUAACACCCCACACCUUACUAUAUUGAAAGCAGCUAAAGCAGACUCUGGCCGCUACUUUUGCCAUGCCACUAAUGACAUUGGAAAGGACUCUUGUUCCACUGAAAUUACUGUCAAAGAGCGCAAAAUCCCACCUACAUUCACGAAAAAGCCCACAGAGACCCUUGAGGAUACAGAGGGCAAGAUGGUGAAAAUUGAGGCACGUUUGUCUGGUUCUCAGCCCAUGACCAUCAAUUGGUACAAAGAUGACAGUGAGAGUCACAGCUCUGAUCACUAUGACAUGUCCUUCAAGAGCAAUGUGGCUGUGUUGUGUAUCAAGAGCUCCAAAGUCUCAGACUCUGGCAGAUAUACCUGCAAAGCCACCAAUGAAGCUGGCACUGCCUCUUGCGAAGUGACAGUUACCAUAACUGAACACAAGAAGCCCCCUACAUUUGACCCAGCUCUCAAACCUGUCACGCUGACCGAGGGAGAGAACCUGCAUCUUAGCUGUCAUGUCCAUGGAUCCCCUCCUAUGAAGAUUCAGUGGAUGAAGGACAGAAAAGACUUGAAAAACACUUCCAGCACUAAAAUCAUUUUCGCCGAUGACGUUGCCUCUUUGGAGGUCAUGCGCGUAUCAAAGAAUGAUGCAGGGGACUAUCUCUGCAAGGCAACCAAUGAAGCUGGUAGUGAAUUCUGCAAGGCCAAAGUGACUAUCAAAGAGAAAUCCAAAGCAGUACCUAAACCCGCUGAUGAGGAAUCAACAGCAGCACCAGUAAAGAAACUGGACAAUUUGUUCUUCAUCGAGGAGCCCAAGCCUUGCCAUGUAGCCGAGAAGGGCAUUGCAACGUUCAUCGCCAAAGUUGGAGGGGAUCCCAUUCCUAACGUGAAAUGGAUGAAGGGGAAGUGGAGGCAGAUCACUCAUGGUGGUCGCAUCACUAUUGAGCAGAAAGGCCCAGAUGCCAAGUUGGAGAUCAGAGAAAUAACAAAGUCUGACUCCGGACAGUACAGAUGCGUUGCAUCUAACAAAAAUGGAGAAAUAGAAUGCAACACCGACAUGCAUGUUGAGGAAAAGAAAGAAGUCGCCGGAGUUGAGGGAGACUUCAGAGCAAAACUGAAGAAGACUCCAUCUAAGCAGAAGAGUCCUCAGGAAGAGAAAGACAUUGACAUUGUAGAGUUGCUCAGAAAUGUGGACCCUAAGGAGUAUGAGAAAUACGCCCGCAUGUAUGGAAUUACUGACUACCGUGGACUUCUUCAGGCCAUUGAGCAGCUGAAGCGGGAGAAAGCAGAAGAAAGUGGAAGACCGGAACCGGAGAGAGAGAGAGAAUCGGACGAGGAUUUGGCCGCUCUUGUGGCUGAUUUGCAAAAGAGAAUGGAACGUACUGAGCCUGUCACCGUGAAUAAGGACAUAACAGAUCAAUCUACAGUCACCAACAAGGUCGCCACCUUUGAGUGUGACAUCAAGAUCAACUUUCCAGAGAUCACCCUGUCCUGGUACAAGGGAACUCAGAAGCUUGACAACAAUGAAAAAUACGAAAUCAACAUUGUUGGUGACCGUCACAUUCUGAAGAUCAAGCAGUGUCAAACUAAAGACCAGGGCAACUACCGUGUUGUAUGUGGCCCACAUAUCUCCAGUGCCAAAUUGACUGUUAUCGAGCCUGAGGUUGAGAAACAUCUGGAGGAAGUUGCUGGUAAGGAGGGGCAAACAUGUACACUGUCUUGCCAGUUUUCUAUCCCUAAUGUCAAAACACAGUGGUUUAAGAAUGGAAAGCUUUUAGAAAUUAAGGGCAGAUACUCGUAUGAGGUGGUCAACAAGAUUCAGAGGCUCUCGAUUAAAGACCUCCGACCAGAAGACCACGGACGUUAUACCUGCAGAUAUGACAACCUUGAAUCAACUGCAGAUCUAUGGGUUGAAGCUGAACAAAUUCACUUCACCAAACGUAUCCAGAACAUUGUGGUGGGCGAACGCCAAGCAGCCACCUUCGAAUGCGAGGUGUCUUUCGACAAUGCCAUCGUUACAUGGUACAAAGACACUUGGGAACUCAGAGAGUGCCCAAAGUAUAACUUCAGAAGCGAAGGCAGAAGACACUUUAUGAUCAUCCGCAAUGUAACCAAUGAAGAUGAAGGCGUUUACUCGGUCAUUGUGAGGUUGGAACCCAGAGGGGAAGCUAAAAGCACAGCUGAGCUUUAUCUUUCAGGCAAAGAAAUUGAAUUAGCAAGGGUACCCUAUGAUGUCCCUGAUUCAUCAAUACGAAUCCCUGAUAUGCCAUCUUCAGUUACUCUCAAAGAAUCUUCUGAAUACUAUUAUGAAGAAGAGAUGGAAAUGAGAGAGUAUGAAAGCUGGACAGAAGAGACAGUAGUGCAGAAAAUCUCUACAACCACAGCCCCGAGAGUACCUGUUGAGGAAGAGUCCGUCCAGAGUAAGAAGGUUGGAAUGAGGGAGGAAAUGCCACAAAAAGUUUCUGAAGCUCACAAGAAACCCGAGGACAAGGCUAAACCAGCUGAGGCAGCAGCACCACAUAAAGUACCUGAAGCCAAAAAGCCAGUGGAGGAGAAGAUAACUGCAGAGGUUGUCCCAGAGAAACAUCCCUCUCCAAAAGAAGAGCAUGAAGAAGCAAAGAAGCUUUUCCAUAAGCCAGCUGAGAAACCUGAACAGGUUCCCUUAAAGAAAGAUGUCCCUCAAGCUGCACCCCAUGUUGCGGAGCCAGAAGCUGAGUCAAAACCAGAGCCUAAAGUUUCACCUGUGGCUAAGGUUGAACCUGAACUGAAGGGUGCACCUAUAAAGAAACCAGAGAGUCCACCAUCCAAAGUUCCUGAGAAAGCUAAGAAACCAGAGGCUUCAAAACCAGAACCAGGAAAGCUAGCGGCAGUUAAAAAGCCAGAGACCGCAUCUACUCCUUCUCCAAAGGAGCCAGAGCCUACUCCUGCUGCAAAGAAGGUCCCAUCACCACAAGUGCCAGAAGCACAAAAAAGACAGGAGGUAACUCUGCAGCAACCAGCUACCAUCCCUCAAAAAGUGGACAGAGAGGACAUAGAGCCUCAAAUACAACCUGUGCCAGAACAAGUUCACGUGGAAGAAAGAAAACCAGAACCUGAAUCCGUUAUUGUGAUUCCAAAGGAGGAUACACUGCAAAAAGUAUUGGAGCCCAAACAAAAACCUGUACCUGUUGAGAGAGUACCUGAGAAAAAACCUACUGAAAAGGUACCUGUUGCUAAACCUAAAAAGGAGAUGGAAGAAGAAAAGAAAGUUCCAACUUCAGAAAUAGAAGUUAUGCCACAAAGAAAAGGAACUCCGCCAGACACAGUUCCAGCAAAGGAAUCACCUCCAAAGCCUGCUGAGCCUCUUGCAAAGAAAGUGCCUACACCAGAGAAAACGGCUAUUGCUGAAGAGGUGGAGUCACCUCGAAAGCCUGCUGAGCCACUUCUUAAGAAAGUGUCUUUGCCAGAGUCUAAGCCAGAGCCUAAGUCUGAGCCUAAGCCAGAGAGGAAGGCUGUUGCUGAGCCUCCAAAGCCAGCAGAGCCACUUGUAAAGAAAGUGUCUAAGCCAGAGUCUAAGCCAGAGAAGAAGGCUGUUGCUGAAGUGGUGACUCUGUCAAGUGAAGAUGUUGCUGCCCAAAAAGUACCAAUAAAGGAGAACGAAACAUCUCCAAAGCCCACUGAGCCACUUGCAAAGAAAGUCAGUCCUCUUGAAGCUCCUCAAGAUAAGAAAAAGACUACAGAGGAAACAAAGCCGGCCUUCCAAGUGCAAGACCAAGAUGAUACGGAGACAGGUGAAGGCAAGCAGGCACCUGGACCAGCUAAGAAAGUUCUCCGACAAAAAGCAAAAAUUCAUGUUGAAGAAGAAGAAACACUUGUACUGCCAACCUUGAAGAAAACAAGCAGGAGAUCCAAAGACGUGGAGCAAGAACAGGAGAUUAUAUCACUGAAGAAAGUGCCUUCAGUCCCCUUUGAAGAUCUGCCAGCACCACCAAAGAAACCUCCUCCGAAAAUUACGAAGCAUACAAUCCAUGACUUUGAAGAGAGAGUGUAUGAAGAAACUGAAGUAACAAUAUAUGAAAGGUAUGAGGCAGAGCAAAUCAGCAAGACAGAUAAAAUCAGCCAGAUACCUGAUGGAGCUAAAGGAAAGACACCUAAAGAGGUUGAACCAAAAGACUCAAUUGAGGACAAAUGGUCUCGGAAGACCAUUCCCAGAGAUGAAAAAGAAGAGGACAAAAUUACUUUGAAGAAAACUCCCAAGGGUAUGAAAGAAGAGGCAGCAACAGACCCCAGUUUAGCCUUAAAGAAAGUGUCCAGAUUGCCAUCAGAUGAAAAAGGAGAAGAAACUGUGAAGUUAAAACCGUUCCAAAAAUCUCCUAAAGCAGGGACUGUUGAGCCAGAGAAGGACAAGGACAAAGAUAAGGAAUCUGGGGCUUUCAAAAGAGGUGAGAGACCACCAAGAGAUGAAGACAUCAAAGAACCUGUUGAUCGUAAGAAAGCUGAUAGAGUUCCUAGUGCUAAAGAAGAGCCACAGGCAGUCAAAUUAAAACCAGUGACCAAAGAUCCUGAAGAUGAACAAGUCCAGGAUUCGGACAAACCACUGACAAAGGUGAAAAGGAUCCCAACACAGGAGCAAGAGAAGGAAGAUGUUAAAUUGAAGCCAUUUUCAAAGUCACCUAAAGCUGAUACUGAAGCUGUGAAGCCAGAGAAGGAGCCUGAGAAGAAGAAAGAGGCUCAAAAAACCCUUAAACAAAAGCCAAGUCCUCCAAAGACAGCACCCAUAAAGAAAAUGGAAAAGAGUCCUCAAGAGGAAGAGCCAGUACAGUUAAAAAAGGUUGAGCAGGUGCCAAAAGAACCAGAGGACAAAGAAAAAGACAAACCCUCAAAGCAUGAAGAGACACUUAAGAAAAUGGUGGAACUGAAAAAGACUCCUUCACCUAAGGUUGAAAAACCAAAGCCAAAAGAAAUAGAAAAAAUUACUAUGGAGAGGAAGCCUAGUGCAGAAAGGACCAAAAAGCUGCCCAAAGAAGUUUCACCAAAAGAUUCAUUUGAAGGUGUUACCCUCAAAAAAGUUCCAAAGAAAUCACCACAAGAGGAAACUGAUGGAGCACCACUGAAGAAGGUGCCAGCAAUGAAAGAGCUUUCCCCUAAAGCUGUACAGUUACGAAAGAUCUCGACUCAGCUGGAGGAGGAAGUAUUUGAGGAGGAGCCAGAUGUUGAGGAGGAAUCUGACAGUGAAGGUUGGGGAUGGGAACUUGCCCCUCAUGAUAGUCCUGGAUCCACAGAAGACUUGGGAGAGGAAGGUGAUGCACUUGGAAUGCCAAGACGAGAUGGAAAGCCAGCAGAAGAAGCUGGUGCAGGCAGAGGUAGAGGUAGAGGUAGAGGCCUCAAAGCAGGCAAAACCCCAUCCCCUGGUGAAGGCAGGGGUAGAGGACUGAAACCCGGUGGUGGAGGAGACAAGCCACCCGAUGCUAAUCCUUUUGGAUUCCAGCUUAAAGCAGUUCCACUGAAGUUCACGAAACCGCUCAAAGACAUAGUGUUACAAGAAGGUGAUGCUGUUGGUGCUUCUGCUACGUUUGAGUGUGAGGUUUCACCUUCUACUGCAGUAACUACAUGGAUGAAAGAUGACAGCAACCUAAGAGAGAGUCCAAAACACAAAUUCACCUCUGAUGGCAAAGAUCGCAGACUAGCCAUUAUUGACGUCCAACUUAUUGACACUGGAGAAUAUACUUGUGUGGCCAAGCUUGGCAACAAGGAAAAGACAACAACCGCCAAACUCAUUGUUGAAGAACUGCCCGUGAAGUGGGUGAAGGAGCUGGAUGAGGAGACGUCGGUCCUGAAGGGGCAGCCUAUGUACCUGACCUGUGAAUUGAACAAGGAGAGAGAAGUGACCUGGAUGAAGAGUGGUAAUGUCCUCAAAGUAAUCCCUGGAAAGGUGGCCAUCAACGUCAUUGGAAUGCAACAUGCCGUUACGAUCCAGAACACGGGCGAUGACGACGCUGGAAUCUACGCAUGCGAGUGUGAACUCAUCAGGACUAAAACAACUGUCAAAAUCAUUGAAAUUGUCAGAGACUGGUUGGUGAAACCAUUGAGAGAUCAGCAUGUGAAACCCAAGGCCACUGCCAUUUUCAAGUGUGAGCUCUUCAAAGAAACCCCCAACUGGAAGUUUUUCAAAGGCAACGAUGAGAUUACUAAUGAUCCUACUGACAAGACUGAGGUCAAGAAAGAAGGAAAAGUCUUGACUCUCACAAUAAAGAAUGCACAGCCCGAUGAUAUUGCAGAAUAUGCCAUGGAAGUUGAAGGCCACAGAUACACAGCUAAACUGACUCUUGGAGAACGUGAAGCUGAGAUCUUGAAACCACUCUCCAGUUGUGAGGUGGUCGAGAAAGAGGAUGUUACGUUUGAAACUGAGAUAUCUGAAGAGGAUGUGCCUGGAGAAUGGAAACAUAAAGGGCAGGUCUUAACAAGAUCACCGACAUGUGAGAUCAAAAUGGAGGGCAAGAAACGUUUCCUCACUCUGAAAAGUGUUCCGCUGGACGCGUCUGGUGAAGUGUCUUAUACAGCUCUGAAUGCUGUCACUAGUGCUGUGCUCACAGUUAAGGAACUGGAAAUGGACUUCACAGUCCCCUUAAAGGACGUGUCAGUACCUGAAAAGAAACAGGCUAUGUUUGAGUGUACUAUCACAAAGGAUGUGCCUAAAGUCAUGUGGUUUAAGGGUUCUGACACCAUUGGUACAUCAGACAAAAAAUAUGAAAUAAUCGAUGAUGGAAAAAAACACAUGUUGGUCAUAAACAAAUGUGAGUUUGAUGAUGAGGGAAAUUACAGUAUUGAGGCCUUGGGCAAAAAUUCAACCGCUAAACUCACUGUGGAGGGUAUGAGGCUCAAAUUUGAAUUGCCACUUCAGGACCAAACUGAGAAGGAAGGUAACACUGCUCGGUUUGAGCUUGAGCUCUCUCAUGAGAAUGUACCUGUGACAUGGUACAAAAAUGAAACCAAACUCCAUGUGAGCAGAACCGUGCUCAUCUAUAGUCGUGGAAAGAAACAUACACUAGAAAUCAAGGAGUUGACUCUAGAUGAUAUCUGCCAGAUUAAGGCAGAGGCUAAAGGAAUUCCCUCAAUGGCAAACCUGACGGUGAUAGAGGGUGAUGCAUACUUCGUAGUGAAGUUGCAGGAUUAUACUGCAGUCGAGAAAGACGAAAUAACUCUGGACUGUGAACUCAGCAAAGAUGUCCCAGUCAUGUGGUACCAUAAUGAGACUGAAAUUAAGGCCUCUAAGAUGGUAACCAUAAGGGCUGAAGCGAAUCGAAGAGUGUUGUCCAUUAAGAAACUGGAUGACAGAGAUAAGGGACAAUACGUAUGUGAUUGUGGAACGGACAAAACCAUGGCAAAUAUUAACAUAGAGGCUCGAGAUAUACAGAUAACUCGGCCAAUGUAUGGUGUUGAGCUCUAUGAUGGUGAGACCGCUCGCUUUGAGGUGGAAAUCUCAGAAGAUGAUGUCCAUGGCCAGUGGAAACUGAACGGAGAAAUCCUUACUCAAUCACCUGACAUUGAAAUCAUAGAGGACGGUGCAAAGCACACGUUGAUAUUGUACAACCUCAAGGCCCCCUUGUCAGGGGAGAUUGGAUUUACAGCUGCCAAUGCUAAAUGUGUUGCUAAUCUGAAAGUGAAAGAGAGUCCAAUUACAUUUGUCACACCUUUGAGUGAUGUGCAAGUGUAUGAAAAGGAUGAGGCCAGAUUUGAGUGUGAGGUGUCAAGAGAACCCAAGAGCUUCCGUUGGUUCAAGGGAUCUCAUGAGUUGACAGCUGAUGAUAAGUUUGAUAUUAUCAAUGAGGGAAAGAGACACACUCUGGUGGUCAAAUCUGCCGCAUAUGAGGAUGAAGCUAAGUACAUAUUUGAGGCAGAGGACAAGAGAACCACUGGCAAACUAGUUAUCCAAGGAAUUCGCCUUGAGUUUGUCAAGCCCAUUAAGGAUGUCACUGUCAAGGAGCGUGAGACGGCAGAGUUCAGUAUUGAAUUCUCACAUGACAACAUCCAGGUCACCUGGUACAAGAACGGUGUGCGUUUGCAUCCCAGCAAAGUUGUGCACAUGUCAGACGAUGGCAAGAUGCACAAAUUGACCUUCAAGGAGGUGUCCAUUGAUGACACAUCCAUGAUCAAAGUAGAAGCCAUGGGCAAAAGCUCAGAGGCCAUGCUCACAGUCCUCGAGGGAAAGCCUUACUUCACGACAAAACUGCACGACUACUCAGUCACUGAGAAGGAUGAACUGACAAUGGUUUGUGAACUGAGCAAGCCCAAUGCAGAGGUGAAAUGGUUCAAAGGUGGCCAGCAAAUCACUCCCUCCAAGAACGUGGCCAUCAAAGCCGAUGGAAAGAGGCGUAUGCUGAUCAUUAAGAAGACAGAGAAAGCCGACAUUGGAGAAUACACCUGUGAUUGUGAUUCGGACAAAACCACGGCCAAACUCAACAUUGAAGAGCGUGACAUUAAGUUUGUCAGGCCCCUGUACAGCGUGGAAGUCACAGAAACUGAAAUUGCCAAGUUUGAGACUGAGAUCUCUGAGGAGGAAGUACAUGGUCACUGGAAACUCAAAGGAGAGGCCCUUCAUCAGUCUGCUGACUGUGAGAUUAAGGAGGAGGGUACAAGGCAUGUGCUGAUCCUGUACAACGUUCGCAUGGAUCAGGCCGGAGAAGUUGACUUCCAGGCUGCCAAUGCUAAAUCCAAUGCUCAGCUUAGAGUUAAAGCGCGGGUGAUUGGCCUGCUGCGGCCGCUCAAGGAUGUUACUGUUACUGCCGGGGAAACCGCCACUUUCGACUGUGAACUGUCAUAUGAAGGAAUUGCUGUGGAAUGGCUCCUAGGGGGUACAAAGUUGGAGCCAAGUGACAGAGUGGUCACCCGAGCAGAAGGCAAAACUCACACUCUAACUCUCAGAGAUGUCAAGAUUUCAGAGGAUGGGGAAGUUAAACUCACUGCAAAGGAUUUCCAGAUUGAGGCCAGACUACAUGUGAAUGAGCCACCAGUUGAGUUCAGCAAGCCUCUGGAGGACCAGACAGUUGAGGAAGAGGCUACUGCUACUUUGGAGUGUGAAGUCUCCAGAGAAAAUGCUGAGGUCAGCUGGUUCCAGGACGGACAGGAGAUCCGCAAAACUAAGAAAUAUGACAUUGUUGCCGAUGGCCGCAAGAGAAGACUAAUCAUUCAUGGCUGCACUCUUGAUGAUUCAAAAACAUAUACCUGCGACGCCUCAGAAUUCAAAACCUCUUGCUUCCUUAACGUUGAACCUCCACAUGUUGAGUUCUCUAAGCCACUCCAUGAUGUUGAGGUCAAAGAAAAGGACUCUGCCAGAUUUGAAUGUGAAGUAUCUCGCGAAAAUGUCAAGGUCCGUUGGUUGAAGGACAGCAGUGAAAUCAGAAAGGGAAAGAAAUAUGAAAUAAUCGCCAAAGGUCGCCAACAUAUCCUCAUCAUCCACAAAUCAGUGUUUGAUGAUGAAGCAGAAUAUGAAUGUGACGCAAAGGUCUCCAAAUCCUCUGGCAUGCUUACAGUUGUUGAGGAAGAGGCUAGGUUCACCAGGAACCUGUCUAAUGUGGAGGGAACAGAAACAGACAGCAUGAAGAUGAUUUGUGAAGUGUCAAAGGCCGACGCUGAUGUCAUGUGGUAUAAGGGAGACCAGGAACUGCCCGAGGGAGGAAGAUACGAUCAGAUCGUAGACGGCAGGAAGAGGAUACUCAUCAUUCAGGAUCUGAAAACAGAUGAUGCUGGAGAGUACCAUUGCAAAUUGUCCAGCUCAAAGACAACUGGAAACCUGAAAAUAAAUGAACUGGCUGCUGAGUUUAUUGCCAAGCCUCAGAGCCAGGAGGUUGUUGAGGGAGAAAAGGCUGAGUUUGUCUGCACAGUCUCCAAAGACACAUUCAUUGUCAAAUGGAUGAAGGAUGAUAAGGAGCUAGAAAAAGGGGACAAGUACGACAUUGUCUGUGAUGGCAAGAGAAGAAUACUUGUUAUCAAGAACUCUGAACCCAAGGAUGAGGGAGCCUAUGUUGCCCUCAUUGGCACCACCAGAGCUACAGCUGACCUGUUAGUUCUUGAAAAACUCAGGAUCAUUACACCAAUCAAAGACACAGAAGCUAAAGAGGGACAAGAGAUUGUCUUCAACUGUGAGGUGAACUCCGAGGGAGCUAAAGCUAAGUGGCUGAAGAAAGAUGAGACCAUGUUUGAGAGCAGCAAGUUCGUCAUGAUCCAGAAAGACAACGUGUUCUCUCUGAGGAUCAAGGAUGCUGAGAAGUCAGAUGAAGGAAACUAUACUAUUACGUUGACAAACCACCGUGGUGAACAUGCCAAGAGCUCUGGCAAACUUACCGUAAAAGAGGAGAGUCUGAAGAUCAUUGUACCUCUUGAGGACUGCGACACACAGGAAAAGAAGACUGUUAGCUUCUCUUGCAAGGUCAACAGGCAGAAGGUUACUCUGAAAUGGAUGAAGGCUGGUCAGGAGAUCACCUUCAGCAAACGCAUCAUCUACAGGGUGGACCAAUACAAGCACACACUGACCAUCAAGGACUGUACUCUCGCUGAUGAGGGUGAAUACACCGCCAUGGCUGGUGAUGACAAGUCUACAGCUGAGCUGAUCAUCGGUGAAGCCCCCACUGACUUCUCCGCACAACUCAAAGACCAGACCAUCACUGAGUUUGAGGAUGCUGAGUUCACCUGCAAACUCACCAAGGAGAAGGCUGAGGUGAAAUGGUACAGGAAUGGACGUGAGAUCAGAGAGGGACCAAGGUACAUCUUUGAAAAAGAGGGCAAGACCUGCAGGCUGCGUAUCAAGGAGUGCAGACCAGAUGAUGAGUGUGAAUAUUCCUGUGGCGUCGAUGAAAGGAGAUCACAUGCACAUCUCUUUGUUGAAGAGACCGCAGUUGAGAUUGUCAGACCACCUCAGGAUGUGUUUGAGCCUCCAGGCUCAGAUAUUGUGUUUGAGGUGGAGCUCAACAAAGACAGAGUUGAGGUCAAGUGGUUGAGGAACAACAUGACCAUUGUCCAGGGUGACAAGUACCAGAUGAUGAGCGAGGGCAAGGUCCACAGACUCCAGGUGUGUGAGAUCAGACCUCGUGACCAGGGAGAGUACAGAAUCAUCGCCAAAGACAAGGAUGCCAGAGCCAAGCUGGAACUGGCAGCUAAGCCAAAUAUCAAGACUAUGGAUCAGAGCUUAGUAACAGACGCUGGAAAGCCCAUUGUCAUGUUCGUGCCCUACAGCGCGUAUCCUAUAGCUGAGGCUGAGUGGUUCUAUGAUAACGUCAGCCUACCCAAGGACAACAUCCACACCGUUGGGGACAGGACAGAGUACAGGCUGAAGGACCCUAAGAAGUCCGAUCAGGGACGUUACAAGGUUAUCAUCAAGAACAAACACGGACAGGGAGAGGCAUUCAUUAAUCUGGAUGUCAUUGAUGUCCCUGGACCUGUGAAGAGCCUUCAAGUGGUUGACACUGCCGAUGGUGAGGUCAGCCUGGCCUGGGAAGAGCCAGAGAGCGAUGGUGGCAGCAAGAUCGUUACAUACGUGGUGGAGAGGCGUGAUGUCAAGCGCAAGACAUGGACUCUUGCAACUGACCGCUCCGACGCUCCAGAAUACACUGUGACCGGACUCCAGAGGGAAUCCAUGUACCUAUUCCGUGUUUGUGCUCGCAACAGAGUGGGCAGUGGACCAAAUGUUGAGACAGAGAAACCUGGUGUUUAUGCCAAGAACAAGUUUGAUGUUCCUGAUGCUCCUCAGGAUGUGAGUGUUGGAAACGUGAGUAAGUUUGGUGCCACCGUCUCUUGGGAAAAACCAGUGUCUGACGGAGGGGCUGAGAUCACCUCCUACAUCAUUGAGUCCCGUGACAGGACCUCUGUGAAGUGGGCUGUGGCUAUGAUCAGUAAAGCAACAGAUCGCAGCGCAAUCAUCAACGACGUCAUUGAGAACAAGGAAUACAUAUUUCGUGUCAAGGCUGAAAACAAGGCUGGCGUUGGCAAGCCAAGUGCUGCUACCAAUCCAGUGAAGAUCAUGGACCCCAUUGAGAGGCCAAGCCCACCACAGAACCUGGUGCACUCAGAACAGAACAAGAACUCAGUCCAGCUGACAUGGGAGACCCCAUUGAAGAAUGGAGGCAGCAUGAUCACUGGCUACAUUAUUGAGAGAUGUGAGGACGGAACAAACCAUUGGCUCAGAUGCAAUGCCAGGCUCUGCCAGGAUCUCACCUACAAGAUAUCUGGCCUGAAAUAUGGCAAAAAAUACAACUACAGAGUGAUGGCUGAGAAUGCUGCAGGAGUGUCUGACCCAUCCAACACACUGGGACCCAUGCUGGCUGAUGAUACACAUGUUGGCCCCACAAUGGACCUGAGUGGAUUCAAGGAUGGCCUGGAGGUCAUUGUUCCCCAUCCCCUUACUAUCCGUGUCCCUAUCUCUGGAUAUCCCACACCACACGCAAAGUGGAGCUUCGCUGAUAAGGAACUCACUGCUGGUGAUCGUGUGUCCAUGAUUACAAAGAGUACCUACGUAGAACUGACCAUCUCUCCAAGUGUGCGUCCAGACAGAGGUGUAUAUGCUCUUACUCUGGAGAAUGAUAUUACCAGUUGCUCCGGAGAGAUUGAAGUCAACGUUAUCGCAUCCCCAAGUGCACCCAAAGACUUCAAGGUUGCCGAGGUGACCAGACAGCAUGUGCACCUGAUGUGGGAGGCACCAGAGCAUGAUGGAGGAAGCCCUCUGACUGGGUACCAGAUUGAGAAACGUGACGUAUCCCGCAAGACCUGGGUCAAGGUAAUCACUGGUGUUCAAGACCAGGAGUUCACUGUCACUGAUGUCGUUGAGGGUAAAGAGUAUCUGUUCAGGGUUACUGCCUGCAACAAGUGUGGCCCAGGAGAGCCUGCCUACAUUGACGAGCCAGUCAAUGUGUCCUCCCCUGCCACCGUGCCAGACCCACCUGAGAACCUGAAAUGGAGGGACAAGUCAGCAUCUGGCAUCUUCCUGACCUGGGAACCACCCAAGUGGGACGGUGGCACUGGAAUCAGGGGCUACAACAUAGAAAAGUGCCAGCGUGGCACAGACAAGUGGGAGUCCUGCGGAGAUCAGGUCUCUGAGUUGAAAUUGCAAGUGACUGGUCUCAUUGAGGGACAGUGGUACGCCUACCGUGUGAAGGCCUUGAACAGACUGGGUGCCAGCAAACCUUGCAAGGCUACAGAUGAGAUUUUGGCUGUUGAUCCUAAAGACCCCCCAGAGAUUCUUCUGGAUGUCAAGUGUCUUGCUGGACUGACCGCCAAAGCUGGAUCUAAGAUCGAGCUUCCAGCUGAUGUUCUUGGAAAGCCUGUACCUAAAGUGAAAUGGACCAAGGGUGACGUGGUCCUGAAGGGUGACGAUAGAGUUUCUAUUGACGACAAGCCUGGUCACUCCGUUGUUACUAUCAGCAAGACAACAAGAGAGGACACAGCUACCUACAUCAUUGAAGCACACAACAGCUGUGGCCGUGCUACUGCAACCGUUGACGUCUGCAUUCUAGAUAAGCCUGGUCCUCCAGCUGCAUUUGAUAUCUCUGAGAUCACCAACAAAUCCUGUUUCCUGGCCUGGAACCCUCCCAGAGAUGACGGAGGUGCAAAGGUCACCAACUACAUCGUGGAGAGGAGAGCCGCAGAAAGCGAGAUCUGGCACAAGCUCUCCUCCACUGUCAAAGAGACCAACUUCAAGGCCCUCAACCUGACGGCCUUCAAGGAAUACAUCUUCAGAGUGUUCGCUGAGAACCAGUUUGGUAUUGGAAUGCCAGCGGAACAUAUGCCAAUCAUUGCCAGAUACGCCUUUGAUUCUCCUGGUGCGCCAACCAAGCUGGAGCCUUCUGAUAUUGUUAAAGAUGGCCUGACUCUGAAUUGGUAUGAGCCUGAAGAGGAUGGUGGCAGUCCUAUCACUGGGUACUGGGUCGAGAGGUUUGAACCAGACCAGAACAGAUGGAUCAGAUGCAACAAGAUCCCAAUCAGAGACACAACAUACAGAGUCAAAGGACUACCCACAAGGAAGAAGUAUAAGUUCAGAGUCUUGGCUGAGAAUCUCGCCGGACCUGGAAAACCAAGCAAGGAAACUGACCAGAUCUUGGUCAAGGAUCCUAUUGAUCCUCCAUGGGCUCCUGGUAAGCCAACUGUCAAAGAUGUGGCCAAGACCACUGCCUUCCUGCAGUGGACCAAGCCUGAGCAUGACGGCGGUGCCAAGAUCGAGGGCUACAUCAUUGAGCUCCUGAAGAGUGGAACUGAGCAGUGGGUCCGUGUUUCAGAGGGAAUCAAUAUCCUGGAGCACUUCCUGAGAGGCCUGAUGGACAGACAGGAGUACUCCUUCAGGGUCAUUGCAGUCAACAUCGCUGGGGAGAGUGAUCCCAGCGAGCCUAGUGAUCCAGUUCUGUGCAAGGAGAGACUCAAUCCUCCUACACCCCCACGCUGGAUGGAGGUCAUCAACAUUUCCAGAAACAGUGCUGAGCUGAAGUGGACAGUACCAGAGAAGGAUGGUGGUUCACCCAUCACCAACUACAUUGUUGAGAAGAGGGACGUCAGGCGUAAGGGCUGGCAGGCUGUGGACACCACUGUGAAGGAGCUGAAGUACACUGUCACUCCACUGAACGAGGGCUCCCUCUAUGUGUUCCGUGUGGCUGCUGAGAAUGCUGUUGGACCCAGUGAAUUCUGUGAACUGGAAGACUCCAUUAUGGCUAAAGAUAUUUUCACUACCCCUGGACCACCAUAUAAUCUCUCUGUCCAUGGAGUGUCAAAGAGACAUGUUGACUUGCAAUGGGACGCCCCCAAGAAUGAUGGUGGCAAACCAGUUCUGAGAUACUCCAUUGAAAAGAAGGAGAAACUGGGCACCCGCUGGGUGAAGUGUGGUAAGACCUCAGGGGCUGACUGCAAGUACAGAGUGACAGACGUCAUUGAAGGAACCGAGGUUCAGUUCCUGGUUCGUGCUGAGAAUGAGGCCGGUGUUGGACAUCCUAGUGAACCAACAGAAAUCAUUGCUAUUGAAGAUCCAACAGGUGCACCCUCUCCUCCAAUUGAGCUUCACAUCACUGAAGCCAGCAGAGACCAUUUGUGUAUUGCUUGGAGACCACCAGAGAGAACUGGCGGCAGCCCUGUAACUGGCUACCAUAUCGAGCUCUGUGAGGCUGGUACUGAGAAGUGGAUGAGAAUCAACUCUCGCCCAAUCAAGGAGCUCAAAUACAAAACAGAGGAGGGCAUCAUCCCAGAGAAACAAUACGUCCUGAGAGUCCGUGCCAUAAACUCUGUUGGAGUUAGUGAGCCAUCUGAUAUCUCUGAGAAGGUCUAUGCCAAGGACCCUGACUGCAUCCCAAUCCUUGAGUUCCAGACUAAGGACAUUGUGAUUGUUGAGGGAGAGAAGUGGCAUCUCCCCAUCCCAUUCAGAGCAGUGCCCAAGCCCAAGAUCACCUGGCACAAAGACGGCAAGGAGCUGAAGGACGAUGAGAGAAUGAGCUUUAGACAGGAGUACCUCUCCUGCCACCUGGAGAUAGAGAGCUGUCUGCACGCAGACGCCGGCCAGUACAAGGUCACCCUGGAGAACUCCUUGGGAACUAGCAGCGGAACAAUCAAUGUUAAAGUUGUUGGCCUGCCCGGUCCCUGCAAAGACAUUGUUGCCAGUGAAAUCACCAAGAGCUCUUGCAAGGUUUCCUGGGAUCCUCCCAACUACGAUGGUGGCAGCCCUGUUCUCCACUAUGUGCUACAGCGCAGAGAGGCAGGCCGGAGGACCUACGUCAAUAUGAUGUCUGGAGAGAACAAAGUCAGCUGGCCGGUCAAGGAUCUGAUCCCCAAUGGAGAGUACUACUUCCGGGUCAAAGCUGUCAACAAGAUUGGUGGUGGGGAGUACCUUGAGCUCCGCAACCCCGUGAUCGCAGAGGAUCAGAAGCAGCGCCCUGACCCUCCAUUAGAUGUUGAAACCCACAACCCUACUUCUAAGACUAUCACCCUCACAUGGAAACCACCUAUGUAUGACGGGGGUUGCAAGAUUAUGGGCUACGUUCUGGAGAAGAUGAUGAAGGGUGAUGAGAACUUCACAAGAUGCAACGACUUCCUUGUGCCUGUGCUGUCCUACACAGUGAGGAAUCUCAGGGAGGGAAAACAAUACCAGUUCCGUGUACGAGCUGAGAACGCUGCCGGAGUCAGCGACCCAUCACGCAGCACACCAAUGGUGAAGGCUUCUGAUGCUGUUGAAACACCCAAGGUGUUCCUCAGUGGAAGCCUGCAGUCCGGUAUGAGCAUUAAGAGAGGUGCUGAGAUCAGACUGGACGCCAACAUCUCUGGAUCCCCAUACCCUCAAAUCACAUGGUACAGGAACGACGUUGUCAUCAGACCAGAAGCCAUGAAGAAGAGACCAGAGAAACCCAUCGUUAAGAAGAAGGAGGUGAAGAAGGAGGAAAAGAAGGAAGGAGAAAAGAAGGAAGAAGAAAAGAAGGAAGGAGAAGUAAAGGAGGGUGAAAAGAAGGAGGUGAAAGAUGGAGAAAAGAAGGAGGUCAAGGAGGGAGAGGUUGAAGCUCCAGCUGCAGAGCCUGCCCAUGAGGAGCCUGAGGAGGAACUCCCUGACUACCCAACCCUCCAGGAACGUCUCACCAUCCAUGACAAGAAGAGGGGAGAAUCCUCUUGCAUUGUCAGGGACACCAUCAGGGGUGACCAUGGCGUGUACACUAUCAAGGUCGAGAACGACCAUGGUAUUGCCUCUGCAACUUGUGAAGUCAAUGUGCUAGAUGCACCUGGUCCUGCAAUCAACUUCAGGUUUGAGGAGAUCAGGAAGAACUCUGUCAUCUGCAAGUGGGAUCCUCCCAUGGAUGAUGGUGGCAGUGAGAUCCUGAACUACACCUUGGAAAGGAAGGACAACUCCAAGGUGGAGAUCGGAUGGAUCACCGUAACCUCAACGCUCAGAGGAUGUAGAUACCCCGUGACCAAACUGAUAGAGAAGAAGGAGUACAUCUUCCGUGUCACUGCUGAGAACAAGUUUGGUCCUGGACCACCAUGUAUCUCUAAGCCAAUUAUUGCCAAGAAUCCAUUCGACCCACCAGAGGCUCCAGAGAAGCCUGAGAUUGACGGCAUCACAGCCAACUCCAUGCUGGUUACCUGGGAGGCGCCAAACGACAUGGGCAGUCCCAUCCUGGGUUACUGGGUGGAGCGUCGUGAGAUCAACAGCACCCACUGGACCAGAGUCAAUCGGGUCAUUUUGGAGGAUACGGAAAUUAACGUGGAAGGCCUACUGGAGGGUCUGACAUACAUCUUCAGGGUGGCUGCUGAGAACCAAGCUGGGCCUGGGAAGUUCAGCAUCCCAUCUGAUCCCAUGACAUGCCAGGAUCCAAUCUUGCCACCUGGGCCACCGUUCCCAAGAAUCCUUGACACCACUGAGUCUUCCAUCGACGUGGAAUGGGAUCCUCCUGCCUCCAACGGAGGUGGAGACAUCCUUGGAUACCAUGUUGACAAGACCCUAGCAGGCACCAAUGACUGGUCCCGCUCCACAGAGAGACCCUGGAAGACCCGGGCCUUCACUGUGUAUGGAGUCAGAGAAGGAGCCAAGUACCUGGUCCGUGUGAUCGCAGUCAAUGGAGCCGGUGAAGGAACUCCUGGCUUGACUGAAUCAGUCUUUGUCAGAGAUCCUAAAGAGGCUCCAGUUGUAGAGCUGGAUCUCACUGUGAGGAACGGCGUAAUGAUCAGAGCUGGGGAACCACUGAUUCUGCCUGCCCUGGUCACUGGUAGACCUCCUCCAGACAUCAAAUGGACCAAAGAUGACGGUCCACCUGACAAAGACCACGUCCAGAUAGAAAAUGUUGGAAAGGAAAGCAUUCUCAGUAUCAAGGCCGCCACGAGAAAGGAUCCUGGCAAAUACCAGAUCAGUGCCAGGAAUAGCAGCGGAAUCAAGUCUACAUGGACAAGGGUUGAUGUCAUGGAUGUUCCCGGGCCUGUGCUGGACCUGAAACCUGUGGUGGUAACCAGGAAGCUGAUGAUUCUGAACUGGUCCGAUCCUGAUGACGACGGUGGCAGUGAUCUGACCGGCUUCAUUAUUGAGAGAAGGGAUCCCAAGAUGCACACGUGGAGACAGCCCAUCGAGACACCCUCAUCUAAAUGUGAGAUUGUGGGUAUUGUUGAAGGACAGGAGUACAUCUUCCGGGUCGUGGCGAAGAACAAGUUUGGCUGUGGCCCUCCUGUUGAUCUGGGCCCUAUUGCUGCAGUGGAUCCAAAAGCUCCACCAACUUCGCCUGAGAGGUUCCACUACACUGAGAGGACAAAGACUUCCAUCAGCCUUGCCUGGAGACCUCCCCGCAACGAUGGAGGCAGCCCAAUCGUGGGCUACUUUGUUGAGAAGAAGAAGCACGACGCCCCAGCAUUUGAGCCUUGUAACACAGAGAUGUGCAAGGACCUCUUCAUGACCGUCGAGAACCUUGAGGAGCUGUUUAUGUAUGAGUUCCGUGUCAAGGCUGUCAAUUUGAUUGGACCAAGUGAACCUGGAAUUCCACUCACCAUUGUCAUUCAAGAUGAUGAAGUUCCUCCUACUGUGAGGAUGUUGAAGACCUUCAAGGGAGAUGCCAUCACCGUCAAGAAGGGAGAGCCUAUUGAAAUCCCUGCUGAGGUGACUGGUCUUCCAAUGCCCAAGGUUGAAUGGUUGAAGGAUGAAGUGAUUAUUGCAGAGCCCACUGAGACUCUGUUGAUGGAUACCAAGGAGGUCAACAGAGUCCAGUCCAACACCAAGCUCAGUAUCCCUGCAGCAGCCAGAUUGGACAAAGGCAUCUUUACAGUGACUGCCUCCAACCGUCUUGGGUCAGCUAGUCACACCAUCAAGGUUAAUGUGUUAGACCGUCCUCUGCCACCAAGGAAUGUGAAUAUUGGUAACAUCAAGGCUGAGUCCUGCAAGCUGACCUGGGACGCCCCAGAGGAUGACGGAGGAAGUGAGCUCACUAACUACAUUGUUGAGAAGCUGGACAUUCUUCCUGAGGAGGAACCUGAAGAAGAAUAUGAGGAUUCUGAGGAUGAGGAGCCUAAGCCUAAAACUGAGCCUAGACCCAUUCCUGUAUGGACGGUGAUCACCAACAGCAUCAUUGAGAAACGACUCGGGGUUUGGAAUCUGGAAAACGGUAGCCAGUACCAGUUCAGAGUGAGAGCAGAGAACAAGUAUGGACAGAGUGAUGCCUGCGAGACAGAGGCAGUCAUCAUCAAGGAUCUGUACGGACUCCCUGGUCCUCCAGAGAAACCAAAGAUCGCAGAGCAUACCAGGUCCUCCAUGCUUGUGACAUGGGACCCUCCACGAGACAACGGUGGAUCCACUAUCUCUGGCUACUGGCUGGAGAAGAGGGAGAAAGGUUCGUCUUAUUGGGCCCGGGUGAAUAAGGCCCCAGUGACCAAGCGCGGCCCUAAAGGCUGGGAGUUCCUGGUCGUUCGUAUGAUUGAGGGGUCUGCAUAUGAGUUCCGUGUCAUGGCUGUCAAUAUUGCCGGUAUUGGACCCCCCAGUGGACCUUCCGAUCCUGCAUACGCGGUGGACCCUCUUAUGAAACCUGGCAUGCCAGCACCACCAGAGGUUGCAGACAAAACCAAGCACAGUGUCAGCCUUACAUGGUCUCCACCUGAGAAAGACGGGGGAAGCCCCAUCAAGGGUUACAUUGUUGAGAUCCAGGAUGAAGGCAGCUCUAUCUGGAACAGGAUCACCGAUCUAGAGACUCUGCAUGAAACCACAGAGAUCACUGUCCCAAGUCUCAAAGAGCUGAAACACUACAAGUUCAGAGUCACAGCUGUCAAUGACAUCGGCGAGUCUGACCCAAGUCCCAAGACUGAAGUCCUAAUUGAGGACGUACAUGUGGAGCCGAAGAUCCUUAUUGAUUGCAUUGUGGAAGAUUUGCUCUGCGUCCGGGCUGGUCAUGCCUUCAGAAUCCCUGCCACCAUCAAAGGGCGUCCCGUUCCUAAGGUGACCUGGGAAUACACUGGACCAGCAAAGACCCACAAGAAGAAUCGCCUUCAUGUCCUUCCAGUUGAUUCAGAGAUUGAAUCUACUGAUACUACCUCGAACAUCACUGUACCUGUGUGCUUGAGGACCCACUCUGGAAGAUACACCAUCACAGCCAAGAACAAGGCUGGACAGAAACAUGUCAACGUCAGAGUCAAUGUUCUCGACGUGCCUGGUGCUCCUAGAGAGUUCAAAGUGACCGACAUCACCAGAGCUACCAUGAGGCUGAUCUGGAAACUGCCUACUAAUGAUGGUGGUGAGAGGAUCAAGAGUUACUUCAUUGAGAAGAAGAAUGUGACAGGAAAGGCCUGGACCAUCGUAAACCAGUGCUGUUUCAGCCAGGCCUAUGUUGUGGAGGGACUCCUGGAGGGACAGGAGUAUGUGUUCCGUGUGCGGGCAGAGAACCGUCUGGGAAUGGGACCUUUCACUGAGACCACUGAGCCUGCUAGGGCAAGAGACCCCAUCUACAUACCUGAUCCCCCAACCCACGUCAAGGUCAAUCUGGUAACCAAGGAUACAGUGACCCUGACAUGGGUGCCACCUAAGAACAACGGUGGUUCUCCUGUGACGCACUAUAUCAUUGAGCGUCUGAGCUGGGACACCAGCGGCCCGGAGAAAGAGACGUGGAAGCAGUGUAACAAGCGUAAUGUUGAGGAAACCAUCUUCAUCAUUGAAGAUCUUAAAAAUGGUGGAGAGUAUGAGUUCCGCGUCAAGGCUGUGAACGAGGCCGGCCCAAGCAGACCAUCUGCUACCGCUGGACCAAUCAUUAUUAAGGACCAGACAUGUGCUCCUACCAUUGAACUGAAGGAACAGAUGGAAGGUGAAGAGGGACUAGACGUCCAUAUUGUGGCUAGGAUCCAUGGCUGUCCAUUCCCCUCCCUCGUAUGGCAGAAGGCUCCCAUUGCCAAGCCUGAAGACAAGGCUGUAGUGCAAUAUGAUCAGCAUGUCAACAAGCUGGUCGUUGAUAACAAAUGUACGCUGCUGAUCCAGCAGUCCAAGAGAGACGACAGCUCCCUGUACACUAUCACUGCUAGCAACAGUCUGGGCAAAUCCUCUAAGGAAAUCAAACUCACUGUCCUAGGACGACCUGGCGUACCUGUCGGGCCAAUCGAAUUCAAAGAGGUGUUUGCCGAGAGGAUAACACUUGCAUGGAAACCACCUAGAGAUGAUGGUGGCUCCAAGGUUACAAACUACGUCAUUGAGAAGCGUGAGGAAAACAGAAAGUCAUGGGUGCACGUUUCCGACGACCCCAAAGAAGGCCUCUAUACAGUUCAGAGGCUGACUGAGGGCCAUGAGUAUGAGUUCCGUGUCAUGGCUCAGAACAAAUAUGGAGUUGGACCACCGCUGUACAGCGAACCUGAGAAAGCAAGGAAUCUCUUCACUGUCCCUGGCCAAGUUGAGAAGCCCAUAGUGGAAGACGUGACUCUUGAGUCAAUGGUGAUCGUCUGGGACGAGCCAAAAUACGACGGUGGAUCUCCAGUUAGUGGUUACUGGCUGGAGCGUAAAGAGACCACGGCUAAGCGCUGGACCAAAGUGAACCGCGCACCCAUCAGGGUCAUGCCCCUGGGUCAGGAGUAUGAGAUCACUGGUCUGCAGGAAGGAGCAAUCUACCAGUUCCGUGUGACCGCAAUCAACGCAGCUGGCAUGGGACUUCCUAGUGUCCCAUCGGAUCCAGUUCUUUCAAGAGACCCUAUUACUCUCCCCGGUCCCCCAACCCCCAAAGUGACAGACUGGACCAAGUCAACAGUGGAUCUGGAAUGGAUCCCACCUUUGAUUGAUGGUGGAUCUAAGGUCACUGGUUACUUUGUUGAAUACAUAAACGAGGAAAAAGAAGCAGAAAUUGAAAAACAGAAGGCAGCGGAAGCAGACAAAGUAGUAGUAAAAGAGAAAAAGGUUAAGAAAAUCAUAUUCGACGAAGAUGGAAAUGAAAUAUUAGAAUCAGAAGAAGAAGAAGAAGUAGUAGUGAUAAAAGACGGAUGGGAAAAGGCUAAAGACAAGGAGAUUCGAGGCACUAAGUUUGUUGUGUCUGGACUGAAAGAGCUGGGAAGGUACAAGUUCAGAGUGAGGGCAGUGAACGCUGCUGGCGUCGGUGAGCCCGGUCAAGUGGCCGAAGUGAUUGAAUGCAAGGACAGAACAAUUGCCCCUGAAGUGGACUUGGAUGCCACAGUGAAGGAAAAGAUUGUAGUCCAUGCUGGUGGUACCAUCCGCCUCCUGGCCUACGUGUCAGGCAAGCCGGCACCAGAGAUCACAUGGAACAGAGACGACCAGCCUCUACCAGCAGAGGCUAAGGUUGAAACCACGUCAAUCAGCUCUGCUCUGGUUAUCAAAAACUGCAGACGCCAUCACCAGGGUAUAUACACCCUUAUUGCAAAGAAUGAAGGAGGGGAAAGGAAGAAGGCUGUCAUUGUGGAGGUGUUGGAUGUUCCCGGCCCAGUUGGUCAGCCGUUCUCUGGUGUGAACCUCACCACUGACUCCUGCAAGUUAACCUGGUGCUCACCUGAAGACGAUGGUGGCUCGGCCAUCACCAACUACAUCAUUGAGAAGAGAGAGUCUGACCGCAUGGGCUGGACAGCAGUCUCUUACACAGUCACCAGGCACAAUGCUGUGGUCCAGGGUCUCAUCGACGGAAAGGGAUAUUUCUUCAGAAUCGCAGCUGAAAAUAUCAUCGGAAUGGGUCCAUUUAUUGAAUCACAACGACCAGUUCUCAUCAAAGAUCCUAUUUCUGUUCCUGAGCGUCCUGAGGAUCUAGAAGUCACAGCAAUCACCAAAGACUCCAUCAGUUUGGCCUGGAGACCACCUAAGUACGAUGGUGGUUCUGCGGUUACAAGUUAUGUGCUUGAAACUCGUCUGAUCGGAAAGGAUAACUUCACUAAGAUCGAUACUGAUGACACGCUAAUGGAUAGGAAGUUCACAAAGGGAGGUCUCAAAGAGAAUUCCACCUAUGAAUUCCGUGUCAGUGCUGUCAACGUGAUUGGUCAGGGCAAGCACUCUUUCUGCACCAAGCCAAUCCAGGUCAAGGAAGAACUUGAGCCCCCAACAAUCGACUUGGACUUCCGUGACAGACUGAUUGUGCGUGUGGGAGAUGUGUGCACCCUCCAGGGCCGCUUUACUGGAAAGCCAGCACCUACAAUAACAUGGACAAAGAACGAGGAAGAGCUGAAAGCAGAUGAGGAGGUCACAAUGACCAACACUAGUAAAACACUGUGCUUGGCUAUGCCCAAGGCUAAACGUGAACACAGCGGCAGAUACCAGGUGGUUGUGGAGAACAUUGUCGGCUUACGAAAAGGAAUCUGCAGUCUCACUGUUGUAGAUCGCCCCCAGCCUCCAGAGGGCCCAGUGGUCUUCAAUGAGGUCUACAGGAACUACAUGGUGAUUUCCUGGAACCCUCCUCUGGACGAUGGUGGAUGUGCCAUCUCCAACUACAUCAUUGAGAAGAGAGACACAAACAGAGACCUCUGGAUGCCAGUGACAACAGCUUGCACCAGGACAACAUGCAAAGUUCCUAAGCUGAUUGAGGGCAGAGAGUACAUCAUCAGAAUCUGUGCUGUGAACAUCCAUGGCGUCAGCAACCCACUGCUGUCUGCCGAGACCAAGGCUAAGGAUAUCUUCAAGGUGCCAGAUGCACCCAAACAGCCCAUUGUGAAGGAGAUCUAUAAGGAUCAAGCCCUCCUCACUUGGGAACCACCUGCGGAUGGUGGCAAGCCCAUCACUGGCUACGUCAUUGAGAGGAAGGAGACCAUGGCUAAUAGAUGGACUCGCGCAUCCGGAAAAGACCGCAUCUUCCCCAAAGUGGAGUACUUUGUUCCAGACCUCCUCGAGGGCUGUGAAUAUGAGUUCCGUGUCAUGGCUGAGAACGUUGUGGGUCUGGGUGACCCCAGCCCUCCAUCAAAGCCCAUCUUUGCCAAAGAUCCAAUUGUGCUUCCAAGCCCCCCCGUGCUGCCAGAAGCUGUGGAUUGGACAAAGGAGUCUGUCUCACUAUCUUGGCAGCCACCAAAGGACUGUGGCAGGGGAAAGAUCUUUGGCUAUCUCGUUGAGUUCAGUAAAGCUGGAGAGGAGUGGCAAAAAGUGAAUCAGACUCCUGAUUCCUGCCAAGAAACCAAGUUCAAGGUCAUUAACCUGGAAGAGGGAGAAUAUUACAGAUUCAGAGUUACUGCUGUGAACUUCGCUGGUGAAUCUGAACCCGCAUACACCACAGAUCCAGUGAAGGCAGAAGACAGACUUGAACCUCCUGAGUUGGAUGUUGAACUGGGUAUGCCUCGUGAGUUGAAAGCCAUGGCCAGAACCCAUAUCAAUCUGAUAGCUGGAAUCAAGGGAAUUCCAUUCCCCAAAGUCACAUGGAAGAAGAACGAUGAAGACGUCCCCACAAGAGCCGAAAUUGAGGUCAAUCCACUAGGAUCUAAAUUGGAGAUGCGCUACUGUGCCCGUUCUGACUGUGGCGACUACACUCUGAACAUUGAAAACUCAUCUGGAUCAAAGACUGCCACAUGCACAGUCCUCGUCCUUGACAAACCUGGUCCAAUCCAGCACCUGAGGGUUUCAGAGGUGAGAAGCGAUUCAGCCUAUCUCUCCUGGAAAGACCCUGAGGACAAUGGAGGAGCACGUAUUACCAACUUCGUCGUGGAGAAGAAAGAUGUGGCAGCCGCACAGUGGGUGCCAGUCUGCUCUUCGUCUAAGAAACGCAGCAUGACGGCCAAGCACUUGAUGGAAGGAACAUCGUAUUUGUUCCGCGUUGCUGCUGAGAAUCAGUUUGGCAGAAGUGAAUACAUUGAAACAACCAAAGCCGUCAAAGCCAUGAAUCCUCUGUUCCCACCUGGUCCACCAAAGGACUUGCACCAUGUAGAUGUGGACAAGACAGAGGUCUGGCUUGUGUGGAACUGGCCUGACCGCAACGGAGGUAGUGACAUCACAGGUUUCCUGGUUGAGUACCAAGAGGAAGGAGAAAGAGAGUGGGACGAAUGGAACACCGUCAGCAUCCCUGAGAGCCACAUCACUGGCCUCGAGGAAGGAAAGACUUACAGAUUCCGUGUGAGAGCUGAGAACGCUAUUGGACUGAGUAGACCAGACACCACUGUGCCCGUUCUCUGCCAGGAGAAGCUUGUGGCUCCAAUUGUUGAAGUUGAUGCCAAGCUGAUCGAAGGGAUCAUCGUGAAAUGUGGAAGCACAAUCAGACUCCCUGCUAUCAUGAGAGGCAUUCCUGCGCCUACUGCCAAAUGGUCCAUUGACGGAGCAGAAAUUGUACCCGAAGGCGCAGUUAAGAUUGAGAGUGACAACUAUUCAACAGUUCUCAGCAUUAAUGAGUGUUUGAGAACCGACAGUGGAACCUAUAUCCUCACAGUGUCCAACCCUGCAGGAACCAAGACUCUGGCUUUGAAUGUGACCGUUCUUGAUGUGCCCGCAGCUCCCAUUGGACCAGUCAAUAUCCUUGAGGUUACCCCUGAGUACAUGCUUAUUGACUGGCGUUCUCCAAAGGAUGAUGGUGGAAGCCCUGUAACAGGUUACAUUGUUGAGAAGAGAGAGGCUAAGAAGGAAACCUGGGGAGGUGUGAGCUCUGGUAGCGCAGCCACAAAGCUUAAGAUCUCUCGUUUGCAGAGCGGUGUUGAAUAUGUUGUGCGUAUUCGCGCAGAGAACAAAAUGGGUAUCGGCGCUCCUCUUGAAAGUGCACCAACCGUUGCCCAACACACGUUUGAAGCCCCUGGCCAUCCAGGCAAACCAAACACAUCGGACAUUGCAGAAGAUGCUCUCACUGUUGGGUGGACCAUGCCAUUGUUUGAUGGAGGCAGUCAAAUCACUGGAUAUAUUGUUGAGCGUAGACAUAAGGGCGGAAAAUGGAUCCGUGUCAACACGACACCCUGUAAGGAUCUCAGAAUCAGAGUACUUGGUCUCUUUGAGGGAAAUGAGUAUGAGUUUAGAGUUUUCGCUGAAAACAUUGCCGGUUUCAGUGGACCUUCUGCCAUAUCAGACCCAGCAAAGCCCUGUCGUCAAAUCACAGCUCCUGGACCUCCAGUUAAUCCCAGAAUCAAGGACUACAGUAAGGAAAAUGCAGACCUAGUCUGGAUUAAGCCCAACAAAGAUGGAGGCAGUCCAAUCAUGGGCUACAUUAUUGAAAUGCAGAAAGCUGGCGGAGAAUGGGCGAUCAUCAACAUGGAUGGUCACAUUAAGCAGUGUGCUUACAGAGUUAAAGGCCUUGAAGAACACUCAGAGUACAGGUUCCGCAUUAGUGCUGUAAAUAUGAUUGGAGUUGGAGAGCCUAGGGAAUGCCCUGAAUCGGUGGUUGCCAAAGACAUCAUGAUACCUCCUGAGAUUGAGAUGGAUGCUACAAGCCGUGAGCGUUUGACUGUCCGUGUUGGACAUAACAUCAACAUCAUUGGUUACGUGAAAGCCAGACCUGACCCAGAGAUUAUCUGGAAAAGGGGUGAGGACGUUUUGGAAACCGCCAAGCGCACAACACUAACUAAAAACUUCCCUGUUGUUCAACUGAGAAUCAAAGAGGCAACCAGAGCAGACCAUGGAAAGUAUGUUUUGAAGGCUAACAACUACAGUGGUGAAGCCGAAGCUACGAUAACUGUGAAUGUGUUGGAUAGACCUGGACACUGUCAGAAUCUAAAGACCACCUAUGUGACCAGAGACUCCUGUAUGGUGUCCUGGGAGAACCCUGUGGACAACGGAGGCUCUGAGAUUACAAACUACAUUGUUGAGUGCCGUGAACCCAGUGUGAGGCUUUGGUCAAUGAUCUCAUCUGACUGCACUAACCGCAUGGUUAAAGCCAAACUCAUGGAGGGCCACGAGUAUCUCUUCCGUGUUUGUGCUGUGAACAAAUGCGGCCCUGGGCCCACAGUGGAGACAAAACAACCAACCCUUGCCAUCGAUCCCAUUAACAAGCCUGGUGCGCCAGAGAACUUCCGCGUAACUGACGUUGGUAAGAACUUUGUCUUCUUGAAAUGGAGGAGGCCAGACUAUGACGGUGGAAGCCCCAACAUUGGCUACGCUUUGGAGAGCAAAGUGGGAGUGGAAGAAUGGGUGCCAUUACAUGAGGAUCUGAUUACGAAUACAUUCUUCAUGGCUGACAAGUGUGUGGAAAAACAAACCUAUCAGUUCAGAGUGCAGACAUGCAAUGAAGGUGGAGAAAGUGACUGGGUGAAAACUGGUGAUGUUCUUGUCAAAGAGGAGAUCCAGAAACCAGUGCUUGAUAUAAAGUUAGCUGGAGCCCUUGUGGUUAAAACUGGAGAGUCUAUCAGAAUUGAGGCGGGACUCAGAGGAAUGCCUCAACCAGAGGUGAAGUGGGUGAAGGACAAGGCCACAGGAGAUAACCCUAGAGUUAGUGUUGAAACGGGCACAGAUUAUUCUAAAUUCCUUAUGACCAAAUCCAAACGCACAGACACCGGAAAAUAUGUUGUCACCGCCACAAACUCUGCUGGAACUUUCACUGGAUAUGCAAUUGUCAAUGUCUUGGAUGUCCCAGGGCCUGUGAGAGACGUGAAGGUGUCUGGAAUCGGAGUAGACAAAUGUAGAGUUACAUGGGAUCUCCCAGAAGAUGAAGGUGGAUGUGAAGUUGAUAGCUAUAUCAUUGAGAAAUGUGAGACAAGAAGAAUGGUCUGGUCCACAUACUCUGCUUCACUUGUCACCAACUAUUGCAAUGUCAUCCGACUAGUAGAAGGAAAUGAGUACAUCUUCCGCAUCAGAGCAGAAAACAAGAUGGGGACAGGUCCUGCAGUGGAGAGCAAACCUGUCACAGCUAGGACUCAGUUCAACAGACCUGGACCACCAGAAUCACCAGAGAUCACCAAGAUCGGCAAGGAGGAGAUGACAGUCGUGUGGGCCCCACCAGAGAAUGAUGGUGGAAAGUCUAUCACUGGUUAUAUCCUGGAAAGGAAAGAAAAGCGCGCUGUCAAAUGGGUGCCAUGCACAAAGAGUACCAUCUCUGAGAGACGCAUGAAAGUCAGCAACUUGAUUCCCAACCACGAGUAUCAGUUCCGUGUCAAGGCUGAAAAUGAAGUCGGACUGGGAGAGCCAAGCAAACCAUGCAGACCAGUAGCAGCCAAAGAUCCAAUUGAGGCUCCUGGUCCUCCAGGCAGUUUCAAGGUGAUUGACAGCACCAAGACAUCCAUUACUCUUGGGUGGGCCAAGCCUAUUUAUGAUGGAGGUGCUCCUAUCAUUGGUUACAUGGUUGAAAUGAGAGACAAACCUGAGCCUAAACCUGAAGUGGUUGAAGCUGAAGCUGUUCCUGAAGCUGUGCCUGAAGCUAAACCUGCAGAGGAAGCUAAGCCUGAAGGUGAAGGCAAGCCUGAAGGUGAAGCUGUAGCUAAGCCUGAAGCAGCAGUAGCAGGAGAAGGUGAGGAAGAACAUGAAGAGGACUCUGAGGAUGAAGCUGCUGCAGUUGCAGCUAAAGCUAAAGCUGAAGCUAAACGUAAGAAGAAAGAAGAGGGCUGGAAGAAGUGCAACACUGGUGCUGGUGUGCUAGUGCACACAGAAUUCACCAUUCCAAACUUGAAUGAGAAGCAGAUGUACGAAUUCAGAGUCUCUGCACAGAACCAGGUCGGCUGGGGCCGCCCCGCUACACUCAAAGAGGCCGUCAACCCCAAGGAGGUCCUCGAGGCACCAGAGAUCGACUUGGAUGCCAGUCUCAGGAAGGGCUUCACUGUUAGAGCAGGCUGCCCCAUCAGGCUCUUCGCUACUAUCAGAGGAAGACCAUCCCCCAAAGUAACCUGGAAGAAGCUUGGUGUUGAUAAUGUGGUCAGGAGAGGGCACGUGGAUCAGAUUGAUACGAUGUCCUUCCUUGUGAUCCCUGAGAGCACUCGGGAUGACUCCGGCAAAUACUCUCUGACACUCUCCAACUCCGCUGGGGAGAAAGCUAUAUUUGUGCGUGUUAAAGUAUUGGAUACUCCUGGACCUGUCGGAGGAUUUGAGGUCUGUGAUGUGACAAGCACCGGUUGUCAGCUGUCUUGGCUCCCUCCGGAUAACGAUGGUGGCUGCCAAAUCCAGAACUACAUCGUUGAGAAACGUGAACUCAACAAGAAGACUUGGUCAAAUUGUAUCAACGAUUUGAAGAAAACAAGCUUCAAAGUCACUGGCCUCACACCUGGCUGUGACUACUACUUUAGAGUUAUGGCAGUCAAUAAAUAUGGCAUUGGUGUUCCUAAAGACUCUCCAAAAGCUUAUCUGACAACUGAUCCUAUAAGUGAACCUGAUCCACCGAAGAAGAUGGAUGUCUUGGAAAUGACAAAGAACAGUGCCACUCUGGGAUGGCUGAAACCUUUGAGGGAUGGUGGAGCUAAGAUCAAUGGCUACAUGGUUGAUUACAAAGAGGACGGUAAACCAGAAGACAAAUGGACGCCAUAUUCCGUUGUUAAAGACUUAACCAUUGUAGUCGUUGGACUACAAGAGGGCACAAAGUACAAGUUCAGAGUUGCAGCAAGAAACGUGGCUGGAACCAGUCUGGCAAGAGAAGCUGAGGGAGUAUUUGAAGUCAAGGAGCAGCUGAUGGCACCGAAGAUCAUCAUGCCUGAUAUUGUCACAGUAAAAGCAGGAGAGAAAAUGAGAGUUGAAGCUAUUGUGGCUGGAAAACCUGCACCAUUCUGCAAAUGGAGGCAAGGAGCCGAGGAUCUGUUGACAUCUGAUCGUCGCAUGGUGCAAAAGUCUCCAAACUGCAUUACGCUCAUCAUGAAAGACGUCUCAAGAAAGGACAGUGGCUACUACAGUCUUUCUGCUGAGAACAGCACCGCCAAAAUCAGCCAGAUUCUUAGGGUCGUAGUGCAGGAUAAGCCUGGGCCUCCUGACGCUCCCCUGGAGAUCGUUGAGGUUGAUAUUGAUGCUUGCGCACUCCAGUGGAACCAACCCAGUGAGGACGGUGGAAGCAACAUCACCAACUACGUCAUUGAGAAGUGUGAUGUGAGCAGAGGAGACUGGGUCAUAGCUUCUGGCUCAUGCACCACGACCAGCUACAGAGUUGGCAAGCUUACCCCAGGAAUGGAGUAUGGCUUCCGUGUCCGAGCUGAGAACCGAUUUGGUAUCUCAGAGCCAAUCUAUUCAGAGAAAAUGAUCGCUAGAUAUCCCUUCGAUGUCCCAGGCGAGCCCAGAAAUCUGUGUAUCACGAAAGUCAAGAGUGAAGCAGUGUCUCUGUCCUACGAGACCCCAUCAACUGACGGUGGUAGUCCUCUUACCGGAUACUGCAUUGAGCGCAAAGAGAGGAACAGCCUUCUCUGGGUGAAAGCAAAUGAGUCCGUUGUCCGUGGACUUGAAUACAACUGCACAGGCUUAAUGGAAGGUCUGGAAUAUGCAUUCAGGGUGUCUGCCCUCAACAAGGCCGGACAGGGUAAACCAAGCAAACAGACUGACUGGGUCACAGCAAGAACACCCAUCGAUCCACCUGGCAAACCUGAGGUAAUGGAUGUGACAAAGAGCACAGUUUCACUUGUUUGGACUCGUCCCCAAAAUGAUGGAGGUAGCAAGCUCAUCGGAUACUAUGUGGAGUAUAUGAAGAUUGGUCAAGAAGUAGAGAAAUGGGUUCGCUGCAAUGCCAACUGCCAGAACGUCAAGACAGAAGACUAUGUUGUAGCUGGCCUGGAGGAGGGAGCCCAGUAUCGCUUCAGAGUUUUCGCCAAGUCAGCGAUCAACAUCAGCUUGCCUUCUGAGAUCUCAGACGCCAUCCCAGUGUUUGCAGAGAAUGUUCCCCCCAGGGUCGAGCUGGGAGUGGACAUGAAGAACAUGAUCAUAGUGAAGGCUGGAGAAAAUGUCUCCUUUGAUGCUGUAGUGUUUGGAAAACCACUGCCUAAGGUUACAUGGAAGAGAAAUGGUGUUCCGUUGAAACUGGUGGAGGGGAUGAAGAUGACACAGAAGAGACAUACACACAUUCUGGAAUUGUUUUCUGUCGCAAGGAAGGAGUCUGGAGAGUACACUAUUCUAGCGGAAAAUCCCAAUGGGGCUAAAUACGCCAAUAUUAAGCUCAAGGUUCUAGACAAACCUGGCCCACCAGCUGGAGUGAAGAUCACCAAGGUGUUUGCGGACCGUAUUAAGAUGAGGUGGGAGCCACCUGUUGCAGAUGGAGGCUCUGAAAUCACCAACUACAUCAUUGACAAACGUGAGACCAGCAGAGCGAACUGGGCUCUGGUCACCUCCAAUAUCAAUGGUCAACUGACCGAUUGCGCAGUAGAGAAACUGAUGCAGAACCAUGAAUACCAGUUCAGGGUCAGUGCUGAGAACCAGUAUGGUAUUGGGGACCCCAUCCUCACCGACCCUGUCAUGGUCAAGAAUCCAUAUGAUGUUCCUGGUCCUAGCGAGCCACCAGUUAUUACCAACAUUACAGCCAAUUCUAUGACUGUCAGCUGGAAGGCGCCAGCUGAUGACGGUAAAGCUACCAUUCUGGGUUACAUGGUUGAGAAACGUGAAGCAUCAGAGCUCAACUGGGCUAAAGUCAACCGUAAACCAGUGAUUGACAGGAGCAUCAAAGCUGCCCAGCUCUCAGAGGGAUCUGAGUAUGAGUUCAGAGUUAUUGCCAUGAACAAAGCUGGAUUUGGCAAACCAAGUGAUGCAUCCAAUGCUGCCCUUGCCGUGGAUCCUGUUUAUCCACCUGCACCACCUGCCUUCCCUAAAGUCGUUGACUCAACACACAGCACCAUUAGCUUGUCUUGGUCCAAGCCUGCUUACGAUGGUGGUUGUGAGAUCUUCGGCUACCUUGUCGAGUGCAAGAGAGCUGAUGCAGAACACUGGACGAAGUGCAAUGUGCCCAAGAAGCUGCAAGAAACCAAGUUCCUGGUUACUGGUCUCGUUGAUAAAACAGAAUAUGUGUUCCGUGUCUUUGCCGUGAACAAGAUCGGAUACAGCGAACCAAGUGAAGUUCCUGGGAAACACGAGGCGAAAGACAUCCUGAUUGCCGCUGAUGCUGAGCUGGAUGCAGACCUUCGCAAGGCACUGGUCCUGAGAGCCGGAGUCACAAUGAGACUGUAUGUGCCACUGAUAGGACGUCCCCCACCCAAGGUGGUGUGGACCAAGGUCAAUGCCAACCUCAAAGAACGAGCAGGAGUCAUGAUCAAAACGAGCGAAUGGGAUACCCUUAUGUACAUUGAGGAUAUCAACAGAUAUGAUGCUGGCAAAUACGUUUUGUCGAUUGAAAACGACAGUGGAAAAAAGUCUUACACUAUCGUCGUGAAGGUCCUAGAUACUCCUGGUCCACCACUGAAUCUGAUUGUGAAGGAAACAUCUCUGAACCAUGCAUCCAUCGGCUGGGAUCCUCCUCUGAUUGAUGGAGGAAGCCCAGUGAAGAGCUACAUUGUUGAGAAGCGUCUUGCAGAGAGAAAGGCAUGGACCUGUGUCAUAGCUGAAUGCCCCAAAUCUACUUUCAGGAUUACUAACUUGGAAGCUGGACAGGCCUACUGUUUCAGAGUCUUGGCUGAAAAUAACUAUGGUAUCGGAGAAGGUUGUGAGACUGCCGGAGUUGUAAGAGCUUCAGAACUACCUGGAGCAGUUAUGGAUUUCAAGGCACUGUCGAUCACUAAAGAUUCCAUUCAUAUUGGCUGGAAGAAACCAAUCAGUGAUGGUGGAAGUCACAUCAGCGCCUAUCUUCUGGAGCUCCAGGAAGGUGAAGAGAAGUAUAAGGAGCUAGUGAAAGGAAAGGUCAUGUCACACAUGAUGGUUGAACUUGAAGAAGGAAAGGAGUACUCUUACAGAGUGAAAGCAAUCAAUGAGUCUGGAGAGGGUCCACCUUCCGAGCUCACUGUGAUCGCUAAAGAUCAAAUCGUUGCACCUGACUGUGACCUGAGUGGCAUCCCAGAUCUGUGCUAUGUUGCCAAGGAGGGAAGCACAGUCCGUAUCAACAUCCCUAUUGUUGGCAAACCAGCUCCGUCAGCCAUCUGGAAGAAGGGACAUGUUUCUCUGGGAGACAGUGGAAGAAUGUCAGUUGAAUCUACACCAACUUUGACAACGUUGCUCAUCCGUGAUUGCCAGAGAGGUGAUGCAGAAAAUUACACAAUCCUGCUAAGAAACGCAGCAGGAGUCAAAGAAGCAAAGAUGCAGAUUAGGGUGGUUGGAAAACCAGGAAUCCCAACAGGACCUUUCAAGUUUGAUGAAAUCACUGCCGAUGGAAUCACUCUGGAGUGGGGUCCACCAAAAGAUGAUGGUGGCACUGAAAUAUCCAACUACAUUCUGGAGAAGCGGCAAUCAACAGCCAACAAGUGGGCUACAGUGGCCUCCGCUAUCCAGAAGAAUACCAUGAGAGUUACCAGGCUCCAUGAUGGUACCGAAUACAUCUUCAGAGUGUUUGCAGAAAACAAAUAUGGAGUUGGAGAAUGCCUCAAAUCCGACCCAGUGGUGGCUCAGCAUCCAUUCAAUGUGCCUGACGCACCUGCACCACCAGAGAUCGUGAGCAUUCGCCAUGAGUCAGCCAUUUUGAAUUGGACUGAUCCUAAAGAAAAUGGAGGCUCACCAAUCACUGGCUAUCAUAUUGAAUACAAAGAGAGGAACAGCUUGAUGUGGAAGAGAGCCACUAAGACCCCUAUUAGAGUGAAGGACUGCAGAGUGACUGGACUGAUUGAAGGCCUGGAGUAUGAAUUUAGAGUCAUGGCAAUGAAUGCGGCUGGUUUAGGAAGGCCAAGCAGGGCAACAGAACCAGUCAUCGCCCUUGAUCCAAUUGAUCCUCCUGGUAAGCCUGAUGUCAUCAAUGUAACCAGAAGCACUGUAACACUUAUGUGGACUGCACCCAAGUACGAUGGUGGACACAAACUGACUGGCUACCUGGUUGAGAAACUGGAACUGCCAGGAAAGACCUGGAUGAAAGCAAAUCAUAUCAAUGUCCAAGGCCUUGCGUUUACUGUGCCAGACCUGAUAGAAGGCAGCAGCAUGGAAUUCAGAAUCAGAGCUAAGAAUGCAGCUGGUGCAAUCAGUGUUCCUUCAGAGCAAACUGAUACACUUAUCUGCAAAGAUGAGUAUGAACCACCAAGCAUCACUAUAGAUCCAGACAUGAAGGAAGGUGUCUCUGUCAGAGCUGGGGACACCAUUGUAGUAUCUGCUUCCAAGAUCCUUGGCAAACCUCCACCUACAGCUGUGUGGUCCAAGGCAGGAAGAGAAUUCAAGACCUCAGAUAUUGUCCAGAUCACAAGCACUCCAACCUCUUCAACGUUGUCUAUUAAAUAUGCAAGCAGGAAGAACACUGGAGAGUACACAAUUACAGCCAGUAAUCCUUUCGGUAUCAGAGAAGAACAUGUUAAGGUCAAGGUUCUUGAUAUCCCUGGACCUCCAGGCCCCAUUGAAGCCAGCAGUGUGUCAGCUGAGAAGUGCACAUUGACAUGGUUGCCACCAGAAGAAGAUGGCGGCUGCUCAAUCAAAUCCUACACACUGGAGAAGAGAGAAACAAGCCGUCUUCUGUGGACCAAACUUGCUGAAAAUAUAUUUGAUUGCAGAUUUGUUGCAAACAAGCUGAACAAGGGCAAUGAGUACAUCUUCCGUGUGUCUGCAGUGAACCAGUAUGGCACUGGUGAUGGGACACAAUCUGGCCCAGUCAAAAUGGUUGACAGCUUUGGCCCACCAGGCCCACCUGGAGUCCCAGAGAUUGACAAUGUCAGCAGAAACGCUGUCACCAUUUUCUGGAAGAGGCCAGUUAAAGAUGGUGGAAGUGAUAUUAGAGGCUAUCAGGUUGAGAGGAAAGAGAGAAGAGGAAUGAGAUGGGUGAGAGCAUCGAAGAAAACGGUCUCUGACCUACGUUACAAAGUACAAGGACUGACGGAAGGUGUUCAGUAUGAAUUCAGAGUAACAGCAGAGAACAAAGCUGGCUUUGGGGAACCCAGUGAACCAUCUGCCCACGUGAUGACAAAGGAUAUUGUAUAUCCACCAGGACCUCCUUCCAACCCAAGAAUUACUGACACCACCAAGACAACAGCCACAUUCAACUGGGGUAGACCCCACUAUGAUGGCGGCCUGGAUGUAGCAGGAUACAUUGUUGAGCACAAGAAGGAAGGACAUGACGAUUGGGUCACAGACGUCACAAGAUUGAGAAUUACAGAAUAUGUUGUGUCAGACCUGAAGGCUGGUGGGAAAUACUAUUUCAGAGUCCGAGCUAUGAAUACAGAGGGAGUUGGUGAACCAGCAGAGGUUGAAGAAAUUGUCGAACUUGAGGACCGUGAGACACUUCCCGACUAUGAGCUUGAUGCUGAGUAUAGAAGAACCCUUGUUGUCAGGGUCCGUGGAUCCAUUCGUAUCUUCGUGCCAAUUAAAGGACGUCCAGUUCCUGAAAUAACGUGGAUGAAAGAUGACGCCAUUCUUGGUAAAGGUGGCCGUGAACACAUUGAUACUACGGAGUCGUAUACUCUCCUGGUUAUCCCUGACUGCACAAGAUAUGAUGCUGGAAAAUACAUGCUAUCAUUAGAGAAUGUUGCUGGUAAGAGAGAUGGAUUUGUUAACGUCAGAGUAUUGGAUUCACCAGGACCACCUGUGAACUUGAUACCACGUGAAAUCACCAAAACAAGUAUCACUAUGCAGUGGGAAAUCCCCAUUAUUGAUGGUGGAUCAAAGAUCAUUAACUACGUCAUUGAGAAGCGAGAGGCCACAAGAAAGGCUUACACAGUAAUCACUACAACCUGGCAGAAAUGCUCCUUCAAGUUUGACAACUUGGAUGAAGGCUCUGAAUAUUACUUCAGAGUAUCUGCUGAAAAUGAACUGGGCGUCGGCGAGCCAGCAGAGACACCUGAGACAAUUAGAGCAUCCCAAGCACCCACUGCCCCUGAAAAUCUGUACGUCACUGAUGUAUCAGCGGACACCGCAAGCCUUGCAUGGACGAAGCCAAAACAUGAUGGCGGCAGUAGGAUUACUGGAUACGUUAUUGAAGCACAGAAGAAGGACACCGAGACAUGGACCCAUGUGACAACUGUAAAGGCUCUUGACUACACAGCCACAGAUCUCAUUGAAAAUAUGGAGUAUGUGUUCCGCAUCAUGGCAGUGAACAGCUCUGGCAGAAGUGAUCCACGUGAAAGCAGACCUGCUAUCAUUAGAGAACAAACAACAGCACCUGCAUUUGACCUACGUGAAGUCUACCAGUCCUUGGUCAUUGCUAAGGCUGGUGAUAAUGUGAAGGUUGAAAUUCCUGUUCUGGGUCGUCCCAGACCAGCAGUUUCUUGGAAGAGGGGUGAGGACACACUUAAACAGACGCAGAGAACCAAUACUGAUACUACUGCAACCUCAACUACUCUCCACAUCAAUGAGAUCAAAAGGAGCGAUGGUGGUCAAUAUUCGAUGACUGGCAAGAAUAUACUUGGAACAACGACAGAGACAAUUACUGUUGAAGUCCACGAUAUUCCAGGACCUCCUACUGGACCAAUUAAGCUUGAAGAAGUUUCCUGUGACUACAUUCUCUUGUCAUGGGAAUGUCCAGAGAAUGAUGGUGGUGUACCCAUUAACAAUUACAUUGUUGAAGCUAGAGAAACAACAGGCACAUCAUGGGUUGAAUUAGCAGCAACGGUUAUCCGUACAACAUUCAAAGCUGCUCGUCUCACAACAGGAAUCACGUAUCAGUUCCGUGUUAAAGCCCAGAACAGGUACGGCAUUGGACCCUGUAUAGUCUCAGAACAAGUGGUUGCUGCUUAUCCAUUCGAUGUGCCAGGACAACCAGGCAUUCCUGAAAUUGUCCACUUCAACAAGGAUUCUAUGACUAUUAGCUGGGAUGAACCAGCUUCCGAUGGUGGAAGCCCCAUUUUGGGAUAUCACAUUGAAAGGAAAGAGAAGAACAGUAUCCUGUGGCAGAAGAUCAGCAAAGCACUUGUAGUAGGGAACAUGUUCAAAUCAACAGGCUUGGUGGACGGAAUCGCAUAUGAGUACCGUGUUAUUGCUGAAAACAUGGCUGGUUUGAGCAGGGCAAGCAAGCAUUCUGAGACUACCUUUGCUCUGGAUCCAGUGGACCCACCUGGCCAACCAAUGGCAUUGAAUGUAACCAGACAUGAGGUGACUCUUCAGUGGACAAGACCUGAAGGUGAUGGAGGAUUCUCAAUAACUGGGUACCAAGUAGAAAAAAGAGAACUUCCAGAUGGACGCUGGCUCAAGGCCAACUAUAGCAACGUCCUUGAGACAACAUUCACUGUUAGCGGUCUCACAGAGGAUGCUACUUAUGAGUUCCAUGUUAUGGCAAGAAACUCAGCUGGCGCUCUCAGUAAGCCAUCUCUCCCAUCAGAGGAAAUCACUUGCAGAGAUGACGUUGAAGAGCCCAAACUUGAAGUUGAUACAAUCUAUAAUAGUACUGUGGUUGUGAAAGCUGGAGAUGUCUUCCAACUUGCUGCCAGCGUAACAGGCAGACCAAUACCAACACUGGUAUGGACCAAAGACGGGAAGGAACUUGAAGAUACGGCCAAGUUGGAAAUCAAACUCUAUGACUUUUCUACAACCUUAGUCAACAAAGAUUCUCUAAGAAGGUGCGGUGGUACAUUCACUUUAACUGCCAGCAAUCCUGGUGGUUUUGCAAAGCAUACCUUCAAUGUUAAGGUUCUUGAUAGACCUGGACCUCCAGAUGGUCCACUUGCUGUUACAGACGUCACUGCUGAGAAAUGUAUCCUCUCAUGGCUGCCACCAUCACAUGAUGGCGGUGCAAAGAUUCUGCACUACAUCAUUGAGAAACGUGAAACAAGUAGACUUGCUUGGACAAAUGUAGCAACAGACUUACAAGUGAACCGGUUUAAGGUUACCAAGUUGUUGAAGGGUAACGAGUAUAUCUUCAGAGUUAUGGCUGUUAACAUGUAUGGAACUGGAGAGCCCCUUGAAUCCGACCCAAUGGUUUCUACAAAUCCAUAUGUGUCAGCUGAUGCUCCAUCAACACCUGAGGUGACGACCAUCACAAAGAACACCAUGGUUGUUUGCUGGGAACGCCCUGAUCACGACGGUGGAAGCGACAUCUUCAACUAUGUUGUUGAAAGGAGAGACAAAACCGGUCUUCGCUGGGUUAAAUGCAACAAGAGGACUGUAACUGACCUGAGGUUCAAAGUAUCCGGGCUCACACCAGGGCAUGAAUAUGAAUUCAGAAUCAUUGCAGAAAACAAUGCUGGUUUAGGUACACCAAGUCCUUCCAGUGAAUUCUACAAGGCAGUAGACACAAUCUUCCAACCUGGACCACCUGGAAAUCAAAGAGUCUUGGACACAACCAAGUCAUCCAUUACAGUUGCCUGGAACAAACCUGUAUAUGAUGGUGGUUCUGAUAUCAUUGGAUACGUUGUGGAGACCUGUCUACCUGAGGAAGAUGAAUGGACAAUUCGUACCCCUAAGAAGGGAUUAGUUGGUACAUCAUUUACCAUCACUAACCUGGUAGAAAACCAAGAUUAUAAAAUCAACAUUUGUGCAAUUAACUGUGAAGGGGUUGGAGAGCCAGCACAAGUGCCUGGCACACCAAUUGCAGAGGACAGGCUGCUUCCUCCUGAAAUUGACCUUGGUGCAGAGCUUCGUAAGGUUGUCUGCAUUAGAGCUUGCGGCACAUUGAGACUCUUUGUACCUAUUAAAGGAAGACCAGCUCCUGAUGUCAAGUGGUCCAGAGAAAAUGGAGAGCCUGUUACGAGAGCAACUAUUGACACCACAUCAUCAUUUACUGCUCUUAUGGUUGAAAAUGUUGACAGAUUUGACAGUGGAAAGUACAUGUUGACAUUGGAAAACGCCUCAGGAAGCAAAACUGCAUAUGUGAAUGUCAGAGUGCUGGACACACCUGGAGCACCACAAAGCCUCAUCAUCAGGGAGGUCACCAGAGACUCAGUAUCACUCAUGUGGGAUGCACCCCUUAUUGAUGGUGGCUCCAGAAUUAGAAACUACGUUGUGGAGAAACGUGAAUCAACAAGAAAAGCUUACUCCACAGUUUGUGCUCAAUGUGUUAAAUCUAGCUGGAAGAUUGGUGGCCUGGAGGAAGGAAACACAUAUUUCUUCAGAAUUCUGGCUGAGAAUGAAUUUGGCAUUGGACUUCCAAUAGAGACUCCUGAGGCAGUCAGAGUAUCCGAGAAACCACUUCCACCAGGCAAAGUAACUCUCGUUGAUGUCACAGGCACCAGCGUCUCUCUGUCUUGGGAAAAACCAGAUCACGAUGGAGGAAGCAGAAUCUCAGGAUAUAUUGUCGAGAUGCAGGGCAAAGACAGUGAAACUUGGACCCAGUGUGCCGUUGCAAAAAUCACACAGGUUGUUGUUCUUGGACUGACACAGGGUGAAGAAUAUAUGUUCCGUGUGUCAGCACAUAAUGAAAAAGGAACCAGUGAUCCUCGUCUACUCAGUGUACCUGUGGUAGCCAAAGAUCUUGUUAUUGCGCCAGUAUUCAAGCUGCUGUUCACCACAUUCAGUGUAUUGGCAGGAGACGAUCUCAAGAUAGAUUUACCAUAUGCUGCUCGCCCCAAAGCAGUUGUGACCUGGCUCAAGGAUGGUGUUGCACUAAAAGAAACAACCAGAGUCAAUGCUGAUGCCACUGAUACACAUUUGCAUCUUGUGGUCAAGGAAGCCAGUAGGGAGGAUGUGGGCAAGUACACCAUCAAACUUGUAAACACAGCUGGUGAAUCAACAGUGGACAUUGCAGUUGUUGUUCUUGAUAAGCCUGGUCCUCCAACUGGCCCAAUCACUGUUGAUGAAGUCACUUCUGACAGUGUGGUACUGUCCUGGAACCCACCUACAUAUGUGGGUGGUUGUGCCAUUAACAACUACGUAGUAGAAAAGAGGGAAACUACCUCCACAAACUGGCAGAUUGUGUCUGCAACAGUUGCAAGAACCACAAUUAAAGCAGCUCGGUUGAAGACUGGGUAUGAAUAUCAGUUCAGGAUCGCUGCUGAGAACAGAUAUGGAAAGAGUCCAGUACUUAUAUCAGAAAAUAUUGUUGCUCAAUAUCCAUUCGAUCUCCCAAGCGCUCCAGGGACCCCAAUUGUACAAUCAUCUACAAAGGACAGCAUGGUUAUCGUAUGGGAGAAGCCUGGUAGUGAUGGCGGGAGCAAGAUUUUGGGAUAUCACCUUGAUAGUAAGGAGAGAAACAGCCUCCUCUGGGUAAAACAAAACAAACAGCUGAUCCCAGACUUAAGGUUCAAGCUCAGUGGUCUUGAUGAAGGUAUCGAAUAUGAGUACAGAGUUUAUGCUGAAAAUAUUGUUGGUGUUGGCAAAGCAAGCAAAUUGUCAGAAAUCCGUGUAGCAAGAGACCCCUGUGACAGUCCAGGCAAGCCUGAAGCUGUCAUUGUCACAAGAGGAGCUGUCACUCUCCAAUGGACUAAGCCAGAAUUAGAUGGAGGUAGCAAAAUCACUGGCUACGUUGUGGAGAAGAAAGAGCUGCCUGAAGGGCGCUGGAUGAAGGCCAGUUUCGCCAAUGUCAUUGAGACCCAAUUUAUAGUGACUGGCUUAGUUGAAGACCAGUGCUAUGAGUUCCGUGUCAUUGCAAGAAAUGCAGCAGGUGUUUACAGUCUUCCAUCUGAGAGCACUGGGUCUAUUACAGCAAAGGAUGAAGUUGAUCCUCCCAAAAUAGAGAUGGAUUCAAAGUACUCUUCAACAGUUGUUCUGAUGGCAGGUGAAUCGUUCAACCUUUGUGCAGAUAUUUUCGGCAAACCUGUGCCCUCAGUCCAUUGGAUGAAAAACAACGUAGAAAUAAAGGAUGCUGCACGCCUUGAGAUAAAGAACACCGCUUUUAAAGCAUCGUUGAGUGUUAAGGAGGCAAUCCGUGUUGAUGGAGGCCAAUAUAUCCUACUUUUGAAAAAUGUAGGUGGAGAGAAGUCAGUUAACAUCAAUGUCAAAGUGUUAGACAGACCUGGUCCACCAGGAGGCCCAAUUUCUAUCUAUGGAGUCACAAGUGAAAAGGCUUGUAUUGCCUGGAGACCACCAGCACAAGACGGAGGUAGUGAUGUUUCUCAUUACAUCGUUGAGAAGAGAGAAACUAGCAGAUUGGUUUGGACUCUGGUUGAACCUAAAGUGCAGACUCUAAAUCUGAAGAUCAUAAAACUUGUUCCUGGAAAUGAGUAUGUCUUCCGAGUGAUUCCUGUGAACAAAUACGGAAUUGGCGAACCUCUUGAAUCUGAGCCAAUGAUUUCCAGAAAUCAAUUUGUGACACCUGAUCCACCAACCAAUGUGGAAGUCUCUACCAUCACAAAAGAUUCAAUGGUGGUAACCUGGGAAAGACCUGAAAACGAUGGUGGCAAUGCCAUUUCUGGAUUUGUUAUUGAGAAGCGUGAUAAAGAAGGUGUGCGCUGGACUAGAUGCAAUAAGCGUACAGUGAGUGAGCUGCGCUUCAGAGUAGCAGGUCUUCUUGAGAACCGCAGUUAUGAGUUCCGAGUUUCAUCUGAGAAUGCUGCUGGAGUUGGUAAACCAAGUGAACCAACUAUUUACUACAAGGCAUUGGAUGCUAUCUUCACAUCAGGUCCACCAAAUAAUCCCAAAGUGACUGACACAACAAGAACAUCUGUGUCCUUGUCAUGGGGCAAACCUAUCUAUGAUGGUGGCUGUGAGAUUCAAGGAUACUUAGUGGAGGCCUGUGAAGGAGCAUCUGAUGAAUGGACAAUGUGCACUCCACCUGCUGGAAUCACACACACUAAAUGUACAGUUCGAAAACUACUAGAGAAGCAUGAGUAUAAAUUCAGAGUCUGUGCCAUAAACAAGGUUGGUGUUGGUGAGCAUGCAGAUGUCCCUGGAUCAGUUAUUUUAGAGGAGAAAUUGGAAGCACCAGAUCUUGAGCUUGACGCUGACAUGAGGAAGAUGAUUAAUGUCAGAGCUGGAAGCACUCUUAGGUUGUUCAUUCCUGUUAGGGGACGGCCGGCUCCUGAACUGAAAUGGGGAAAGGCUGAUGGAGAACUCAAGGAGACGGCACAGAUUGACAAUACAAGCAGUUAUGCCUCACUUCUGAUUGAAAAUGUUGACAGAUUUGACACUGGCAAGUACACUGUUACUGCAGAGAAUUCCAGUGGAAUUAAAUCUGUCUUCAUCAGUGUCAGAGUACUUGAUUCACCUAGUAUGCCUGCAAAUUUCGCUAUCAAGGAGAUAACAAAGAACUCAGUCACCCUUACUUGGGAGCCACCUAUUUUGGAUGGUGGGUCUAAAAUUAAGCAAUAUCAUGUUGAGAAACGAGAAAGCACUAGGAAAGUGUAUUCCCCUGUCACAACCUGUCAUAAGAUGUCAUGGAAGAUUGAACCACUUGUGGAGGGAAGUAUCUAUUUCUUCAGAGUUCUUGCUGAAAACGAGUGGGGCAUUGGCUUACCUGCAGAGACCCCUGAACCCGUCAAGAUUUCAGAGGUACCUCAACCUCCCGGUAAAGUUACAGUACUGGACGUGACACGGAACAGUGUCUCUCUUAAGUGGGAGAAACCAGGUCAUGAUGGAGGCAGCAGAAUAAGCCAUUAUGAGAUUGAAAUGCAAGCCAAAGAUAGUGACAAAUGGAAACUAUGUGCUCAAUGUAAAUACCUUGAAACUACUGUCACUAGCUUAGCCCAAGGAGAGGAGUAUCAAUUCAGAGUAAUUGCUGUUAAUAGCAAAGGAAAGAGUGACUCUAGACUUCUGGCCAAUCCAGUAGUAGCAAAGGACCUUGUCAUUGCACCUGACAUAAGACCUAAAUUAACACAGUACAGUGUACAGGUUGGCUAUGAUCUGAAGAUUGAAGUUCCCAUUGCUGGACAUCCUAAACCAGUCAUUACAUGGACAAAGGAUGGUGCUGCCCUGAAACAGACCACAAGAGUUAAUGUUGUCGACAGUGCACGCAAUACACAUCUAACCAUCAAAGAAGCAACAAAAGACGAUGGUGGAUUGUAUAGUAUUAAUAUUACCAACAGUCUUGGCUCCAAAGAUGCCACCAUUGAAGUAAUCACACUAGAUAAACCUGGCCCACCAACAGGCCCAAUCAAGAUGGAUGACAUCAGUGCUGAAAGUAUCACACUUUCCUGGGAACCACCUGCAUACACUGGUGGCUGCCCAAUUUCAAAUUACGUUGUCCAGAAAAGAGAUACAACCACAACUAACUGGGUUGUAGUCUCUGCCACUGUGGCAAGAAAUACCCUGAAAGUGGCAAAUCUAAAAACAGGUGCAGAAUACCAAUUCAGGAUUUGUGCUGAAAACAGAUAUGGCAAAAGUUAUGCUAUUGAUUCUGAACCUGUCCUUGCCCAGUAUCCUUUCAAGGAGCCAGGACCACCAGGAACACCUUACAUAUCUUCAUACACUAAGGAUUACAUGGUUGUGGAAUGGCACAAACCCAUUUCAGAUGGAGGCAGUGCCAUUUUCGGCUAUCACAUUGAGAGAAAGGAAAAGAACAGUAUCCUUUGGACAAAGAUCAAUAAAUCCCUCAUCCAAGACUGUAGAUUUAAAUCUACUCCUUUGGAGGAAGGUAUUGAGUAUGAGUUUAGAGUGUCUGCUGAGAAUAUCGUUGGCAUUGGCGCAUGCAGCAAACUCUCUGAGGGAUAUGUGGCACGUGACCCAUGUGAUCCUCCUGGCACCCCAGAGGCUAUCAUUGUAACCAGGCACUCUGUGAAACUGAAGUGGACAAGACCACAGUAUGAUGGUGGCAGUCUGAUCACAGGCUAUGUGGUGGAGAAACGCGAUCUCCCAGAGGGAAGGUGGAUGAAGGCAAGUUUCACAAAUGUCAUUGAAACUGUAUUCACAGUUCUGGGUCUAACUGAGGAUUGCAAAUAUGACUUCAGAGUCAUAGCUAGGAAUGCAGCUGGAUCUAUCAGCAAGCCCUCUCAGAGCACCGGAUCCAUCACAGCAAAGGAUGAAGUUGAUCCACCAAAAUGUGAAGUUGACUCAGUGUACAGCCAGGUUGUUAUCAUCAAUGCUGGGGAAACAUUUACACUUGAGGCGGCUGUACAAGGAAAGCCAAUUCCAACAGCUCAAUGGUUCAAGAGUGAAGCAUUAGUGGAGAACUCAGCAAGGGCUGAGAUUAUGAACUCAGAUUUCCAAGCAAAGCUUGUUGUCAAAGAUGCUAUCAGAGUGGAUGGAGGACAAUAUACUUUGCUUCUAACUAAUGUUGCUGGAGAUAAAACUGUUACAUUCAAUGUGAGAGUACUGGACAGACCUGGGCCCUCUCAGGGACCCCUCACUGUUAGCAAUGUCACAUGCGAGAAAUGCUCACUGUCCUGGCUUCCUCCAAGAGCUGACGGUGGCAGCAGUAUUUCCCACUACGUCAUUCAAAAGAGAGAAACUAGCCGUCUUGCAUGGACUGUGGUUGCUAGUGAUUGUGGAGCUACAAUGUUCAAAGUCACAAAGCUUCUGCAGGGAAAUGAGUACAUCUUCCGUGUAAUGGCUGUCAACAAAUUUGGUACUGGUGAACCUCUUGAAUCAGCCCCAGUUAUAAUGAGAAAUCAAUUUGUUACUCCUGGACCACCUCAAGAAUUGGAAAUAGCCAAUAUUGCAAGGGAUUCCAUGACUGUGUGCUGGACUCGCCCAGAGGUUGAUGGUGGAAGUGAGAUUGCUGGUUACAUUGUUGAGAAGAGAGAUAGAGCUGGAAUCAGAUGGACAAAAUGCAACAAACGCAGAGUCACGGACCUUCGCUUCAGAGUGACAGGCCUGACAGAGGAUCAUGAAUAUGAAUUCAGAUUAUCUGCUGAGAAUGCUGCAGGAGUCGGCCAACCAACUGAACCAACUCCUUACACCAAAGCCUGUGAUCCAACCUUUGAACCUGGCGCUCCCACUAAUGCACAUGUGGUUGAUACUAGCAAGAACUCCAUUACACUCGCAUGGAGUAGACCCAUUUAUGACGGUGGUGUCAAUAUCCAGGGAUAUGCUGUGGAGAUCUGCAAAGCUGAUGAGGAGGAAUGGACCCUAUGCACUCCACCAACAGGAGUGAAUGCCACUACCUUCAAAAUCAACAAACUUAUCGAGCAUCAAGAAUAUAAGGUGCAGGUAUGUGCCAUCAAUAAAUUGGGUGUUGGUGAACCUGCUGAGAUUUUAGGAACUGUAAAACCGGUGGAUGCAAUGUUCGCCCCAGAGAUUGAGCUGGAUUCAGAGCUAAGGAAAGGAGUUGUCGUGCGUGCUGGAGGAUCCAUGAGGAUCAAUAUUCCAUUCAAAGGACGUCCUACUCCAGAAAUAAGCUGGUCCAAGGAUGAGGGUGACUUGACUAACAAAGUUCAAAUUGAGAAAGGUGCCGAUUUUACUCAACUGUCAGUAGACAUCUGUGACAGAAAUGAUGCUGGAAAGUACACUCUGACCCUGGAAAACAGCAGCGGUUCCAAGUCCGCGUUUGUGUCCGUCAAAGUACUUGAUACACCAGGAGCACCCAUAAAUUUCACAGUGAAAGAUAUUAAGAAAAACUCUGUCAACCUUGUUUGGGAGCCCCCACUCAUUGACGGAGGCGCGAGGGUCAAGCAUUACUUUGUUGAGAAGCGUGAAUCCACCAGGAAAGCUUAUUCCAACAUUUCAAACAAGUGUACAAGGAACAGUUUCCAUGUGGGAGAUCUCAUUGAGGGGGUUAUUUAUUACUUCAGAGUUAUGGCUGAAAAUGAAUAUGGUGUAGGCCUGGCAGCAGAAACAGCAGAGCCUGUGAAGACAUCAGAAGUCCCUCUGCCUGUAGGAAAGAUCACAUUGACUGAGGUGACUAAGACAACCGCCUCAAUGGCAUGGGAAAAACCAGACCAUGACGGUGGAAGUAGGAUAAUGGGAUACUACAUAGAAAUGCUGCCUGCGGGAUCAGAGGAAUGGAUCCUAUCCACAACCACAAAAACAUGUGAGGGAACUGUAGAAGGCCUAACCGCAGGUCAAGAAUACCAGUUCAGAGUUUCAGCCUUUAAUGACAAAGGAAAGAGUGACACAAGGGUAUUAGCUGCCCCUGUCACAGCUAAAGAUCUGACUAUUGAACCUAGUUUCGUAAUGACAUUCAACACCUUUAGUGUCCAACAUGGUGAAAAUCUGAAGAUAGAAAUACCAGUGAGAGGACGCCCAUUACCAAAAGUGGUAUGGACAAAGGAUGGACAGGCAAUUAAAGAGACAACCAGGUUGAAUGUUUCAAGAACAGCAUCAUCAACAAUCCUUGCUAUAAAAGAGACAACCAGAGCGGAUUCUGGCAAGUACAAAAUCACAGCUACCAACAGUAUAGGAGAAAAAGUUGCAGAAAUCGGAGUGAUCAUCCUCGAUAAACCUGGCCCAGUCACAGGGCCUAUCAAGAUUGAGGAAGUGAGUUCCAAUUAUGUCAACCUCGCAUGGGAACCACCUACGUACACAGGAGGUUGUCAAAUAAACAAUUACAUUGUGGAAAAGCGUGACACAACAACCGUAGCAUGGCAGUGUGUGUCUGCAACCGUUGCAAGAACAACUAUCAAAGUUACCAAGCUGAAAACCGGUACUGAAUACCAGUUUAGAGUGUUUGCAGAAAACAGAUAUGGAAAGAGUCCGUCAUUGGACUCAGCAGCUGUUGUUGUGCAAUAUCCUUUCAGUGAACCUUUUGCACCUGGUACGCCAUUUGUGUCAUCAGUGACAAAGGACCACAUGGUUGUUGAAUGGAAAGUACCAACCAGUGAUGGAGGCAGUCCAAUCCUUGGUUACCACCUUGAACGCAAAGAGAAGAACAGCAUUCUCUGGACGAAGUUGAACAAACUGCUCAUUCCUGACUGUCGAUUCAAAACAAAUGAACUUGAAGAGGGCAUUGAGUAUGAAUUCAAGGUCUUCGCUGAGAACAUUGCUGGCUUGAGUCCACCUAGCAAGAUUUCUGACGUUUGUGUCGCCAGAGACCCAUGUGAUCCACCUGGUACCCCUGAGGCUAUUGAUAUUACCAGGAACCACGUUACACUGUCAUGGAAAAGGCCCCAUUAUGAUGGUGGUAGCCUGAUCACAGGCUAUGUUGUUGAAAGGAAGAAGCUUCCCGAUGGCCGUUGGAUGAAGGCUAGCUUCACAAAUGUAAUUGAGACUCAAUUCACAAUCUCAGGUCUGACUGAAGAGUGUGAGUAUGAGUUUCGAGUAAUUGCAAGGAACGCAUCUGGUAUUUUCAGUGCUCCCUCUGAAAGCACUGGAGCAAUUACUGCUAAAGAUGAAAUUGAAGCACCAACAGCAUCAAUGGAUCCCAAGUUUAAGGACUGUAUUGUCAUCCAUGCUGGUGAAACAUUUGUUAUUGAUGCUGAUAUUUUGGGAAAACCACUCCCUGAAAUCACAUGGUUGAAAGAUGGAAAAGAAAUCGACCAAACUACCCCAAGAAUGGAGAUCAAAACAACCAUUCAACGCACUAUUCUAACAGUCAAGGAAUGUAUCAGAGUAGAUGGUGGACACUUUGUCCUGAGUCUUAGCAAUGUUGGUGGAACAAAAUCUAUUCCCGUCAACGUGAAAGUUCUUGAUAGACCUGGUCCACCCGAAGGUCCAAUGAAGAUAACUGGCGUGACUUCAGAGAAAGCCUAUCUUCACUGGAGUCAUCCAUUACAUGAUGGCGGUGCCAGCUGUUCUCAUUAUAUAAUUGAAAAGAGGGAAACCAGCAGAUUGUCAUGGACUGUAGUCGAACCCAGAAUCCAAGCUGUCAGCUACAAAGUGACUAAACUCUUGCCUGGCAAUGAGUACAUCUUCAGAGUUACGGCAGUAAAUAAGUUUGGCAUUGGUGAACCUCUUGAAUCAGACCCAGUUAUUGCACGUAAUCCUUUUGUGACACCAAGCGCUCCCUCAACACCUGAAGCAAGUGCUAUUACAAGGGACUCAAUGGUCCUUACAUGGGAACGUCCAGAAGAUAAUGGUGGCUCAGAUAUUGAUGGCUAUGUCCUGGAGAAACGAGAUAAAGAGGGCAUUAGAUGGACAAAAUGUAACAAGAAAAGACUUAAUGACAUCAGGUUCAGAUGCACCGGACUCACCGAGGGACAUUCCUAUGAGUUCAGAGUGUCUGCUGAAAAUGCUGCUGGUGUGGGAGUGCCAAGUGCACCAACAGAAUACAUCAAAGCCUGUGAUAUCACAUAUCCACCUGGUCCUCCUAACAACCCUAAGGUGACAGACCACUCAAGCACAACUGUGUCACUCUCAUGGACAAGACCCAUCUAUGACGGUGGAGCAGCCAUCAAAGGAUAUGUGGUUGAGAUGAGAGAAGAAGGAGAUGAAGAAUGGAUAACCUGUACACCGCCAACUGGUGUACAAGCAACACACUUUACUGUGAAAAAACUGAGGGAAAAUGCUGAAUACUAUUUCCGUAUCUGUGCAAUUAACAUUGAAGGAGUUGGUGAGCAUGUUGAUGUUCCAGGGUCUGUAGUUGCAUCUGAAAGACUUGAGGCCCCUGAGAUUGAACUUGAUUCAGACCUUAGGAAAAUGGUCCAAGUACGGGCAAGUGCAACACUGCGUUUGUUUGUGACAAUCAAAGGAAAACCUGAACCUGAAGUAAAGUGGUCCAAGAUGGACGGCCCUCUUACUGAGCGUGCACAAAUUGAGGUCACAAGCUCAUACACAAUGCUUGUCAUCGACAAUGUCAACAGAUUUGACACUGGCAAGUAUGUGUUGACCCUUGAGAACCAUAGUGGUCAAAAAUCGGCAUUCAUUAAUGUCAGAGUGUUGGACUCACCAAGUGCCCCUGAGAACUUUGAAGUCAAGGACAUUAAGAGAGAUUCUGUAUCACUAUCCUGGGAGCCUCCGAUGAUUGACGGUGGAGCUAAGGUCACCCAUUACAUUGUGGAAAAGAGAGAUAAUACAAGACUGGCAUUUACAAGUGUUUCAAAUAACUGUGUAAGAAAUUCCAUGAAGAUUGAUGACCUUAAGGAGGGUGGAAUUUACUAUUUCCGCGUCAAAGCUGUCAAUGAGCUUGGUGUGGGUUUGCCAGCAGAAACAACAGAACCAAUCAAGGUAUCCGAAGCCCCCUUGCCUCCUGGCAAAGUUACGGUUGUAGAUGUUUCUCGCGACAGUGUGAGUCUCGCAUGGGAAAAGCCUGAUCAUGAUGGUGGUAGUAAAAUCACAAGCUACACAGUAGAAAUGCAAACCAAGGGCGAUGAGAAAUGGACUGUAUGCACUGAGAUUAAAGCAUUGGAAGCAACUAUUGGUGGACUCACAACUGGAGAGGAAUAUUCAUUUAGGAUUACUGCUGUCAAUGACAAAGGCAAGAGCGAACCUAAGCCACUGGCAGACCCUGUCGUAGUAAAGGACAUUACAAUCGAACCUAUCAUCGAUCUGAUGUUCAACACAUACAGUGUCAAGGCAGGAGAUGAUCUGAAGAUUGAUGUUCCAUUCAGAGGCAGACCUGAACCUGAGGUUGCAUGGAAAAAAGAUGGAGCUGUAUUGAAGCAGACAACCAGGGUGAAUGUUCUAACAGCUAAGAAUUCAUCAAAAAUUACUAUCAAAGACGCAACCAAGGAGGACUUUGGGAAGUAUGAGAUCACUUUAACCAACGCAGUUGGCAAGAAAUCAGCGACUAUAGCUGUUAUCAUCUUGGAUAAACCUGGCCCACCAGGUGCAAUCAAGGUAGAUGAAGUGAGUGCUGACAAUAUUUCACUGUCUUGGGACGCCCCACUCUACGAUGGAGGAUGUCAAAUCAACAACUAUGUUGUGCAGAAGAGAGAUACUACCACUACAACAUGGCAGAUUGUUUCAGCCACAGUCGCCAGAACAUCAAUUAAAGUUCCCCGCUUGACACAAGGCACUGAAUAUCAGUUCCGAAUUGCAGCUGAAAAUCGCUACGGCAAGAGCCAUGCUGUGGACUCCGCUCCAAUUGUUGCACAGUACCCCUUCGAGACACCUGGCCUUCCCACUUCUCUCCAUGUUGCCCAUGCUACUAAGUCCGGCAUUUUGGUUGCAUGGGGUAAACCAGCCAGUGACGGUGGAAGUCCAAUCAUUGGUUAUCACCUGGAAAUGAAAGACCAUAGCAGUAUUCUCUGGACAAAGAUCAACAGAGGUCUCAUUGCUGAAACAGAAUUCAAAGUGAUUGGCAUUGAGGAAGGCUUGCUGUAUGAGUUCCGUGUUUAUGCUCAGAAUAUUGCUGGAAUUGGACCUUGCACCAAAGCCUCUGAGCCUGUAGCUGCAAGAGAUCCUUGUGAUCCACCUGUUAACCUUGAGGUCAUUGACAUCACAAGAACUUCAGUUUCCAUUACUUGGCACGCGCCAGAGAAUGACGGUGGAGCUAAGGUGACUGGCUACAUUGUUGAACGCAGGGAGAUUCCAGAUGGCCGUUGGCUGAAGUGCAAUUUUGCCAGUCUCCAGGACACAUACUUUGACAUUACAGGCCUUACAGAGGAUGUACAAUAUGACUUCCGUGUUAUUGCAAAGAAUGCAGCUGGAUUACUCAGUGAGCCAUCAUUGGGCACAGGUGCCAUCACAGUCAAGGAUGAGGUGGAUACACCUCGCAUUGAGUUGGAAGACAGGUUUAGGCAAUUAGUAGUUGUCAAAGCUGGAGAUAUUUUGAGAAUCGAUGCAGAUAUUUCUGGGCGCCCACGUCCAGUCAUUGCAUGGACAAAGGAUGGUAAAGAAAUUGAUGCCAAGGCAAGAGUGGAGAUUACUUCAACACACAGCACCACCACAUUAAUAGUCAGAGACACUAUCAGAAGGGACACUGGCCAGUACAUUGUAACUCUACAGAACGUUGCUGGCACAAGGUCCUUGGCUGUAAACUGUAAGGUCCUUGACCGCCCUGGACCAUCCUCUGGACCGUUGGCGGUCACUGGUCUGACAGCAGAGAAGUGCACUUUGACCUGGGGACCACCUCAAGAAAAUGGUGGCGCAGAAAUCAUGCACUACAUUGUUGAGAAACGUGAAACCAGCCGUCUCGCCUGGACUUUAGUAUAUGGAGAUAUGAAAGCUACAACAUGCAAAGUCACCAAACUGCUUAAAGGAAAUGAAUACAUCUUCAGAGUAAGGGGAGUGAACAAAUAUGGAGACGGUGAAGCCCUGGAGAGUGAGCCCACCAGAGCCAAGAAUGCAUACACUGUCCCUGUAGCACCAACAGAUGUUCAAAUCACGAGUAUCACAAGUGAUGCAAUGACAAUCUGCUGGGAAAGACCAGAAUCCGAUGGAGGAAGCAGCAUCUAUGGCUAUGUUAUUGAGAAACGAGAAAAAAUUGGAUUGCGCUGGGUACGAGUGAACAAAAAGCCUGUGUAUGACCUCAGGGUCAAGGCAUCCAAUCUCCGUGAGGGAGCUGAAUAUGAGUACAGAGUCUAUGCAGAAAAUGCUGCAGGCUUGAGUCUCCCAAGUAUUCCUACCGAACUAACAAAGGCGGAGGAUCCCCAAUUCCUGCCAUCUCCACCAUCUAAACCUAAAGUUAUUGACUCCACCAAGACUACUGUUACUCUUUCAUGGAACAAGCCAUUGUUUGAUGGUGGUGCUCCUGUGACAGGAUACUGUGUUGAAUAUAGGAGGACAGAUGAAUACGAUGAUGACUGGUGUGUCGGUGUUUCAAACACAAAGAACACUGAAUUCACCAUUGUUGGAUUAACUUCUGGGGCAGAAUAUCUAUUUGUUGUCAAAUCAAUCAACAAGAUUGGUCUCAGUGAGCCAAGCCCCCCUACGGAUCCACAGGUGGCUAAGGAGAGAGAAGAGGUACCAGUAUUUGAUAUCAGCAAUGAGAUGCGAAAGACACUCAUUGUAAAGGACGGUAGUUCAUUCACCCUAACUGUGCCAUUCAGGGGCAAGCCCGUUCCGAAUGUUAUGUGGACCAAGGCUGCUGUUGACCUGAGAGUGAGGGCCAGUAUUGAUACCACUGAUACCUUCACAUCUAUCACAGUGGAACAAGCAACAAGAGAUGACUCUGGGAAAUAUACUGUGACUCUCCAAAACAUAGCUGGAAAAGUUGCAUGUACAUUAAAUGUCAGGGUUCUGGACUCUCCUGGCCCACCAUCUCAUGUUGGGUUCAAGGAUGUUACAAAGAGCUCUGCAACAGUUACAUGGGAUACCCCAGAUAAUGAAGGUGGCGCUGCGGUAAAGAACUACCUUGUUGAUAUUCGUGAGGCAAGCAAAAAGGGAUGGACCAGACUCACAGAUGCCUGCCAUCGUCUGACCUACAAAGUAACAGACCUGGUGGAGGGAGGAGUGUACUACUUUAGAGUCACAGGUGAAAAUGAAUAUGGAGUUGGUGUAUCAGCUGAGACCAAAGAUGGAGCAAAGAUUACAGAAAAACCCAGCCCACCAGCAUCACUUGGAGUGACCGAUAUCACCAAGGAAAGUGUUUCACUUGCUUGGGGCAAGCCCGAGCAAGACGGAGGUAGCAGAAUCACCAGUUACCAAAUCGAUGCUCUUGAGAAGGGUCAGGAUAAAUGGGUGAAAGUUGGUGUCACCAAGUUCACCCACAUUGAGGUCUAUGGCCUGACGCAAAAUGCUGAAUACUUCUUCAGAGUUCGUGCUGAAAACCACGCUGGAUUCAGUGAUGCUAAAGACAUGAUUCUGCCUGUAACAGUUAAAGACCAGCAUGAACCUCCUGAGAUCAACAUGAAGAAGUUCCCCCACAAUACAGUCUAUGUCAGAGCAGGAUCAAACCUGAAAUGCGAGAUCCCACUUACUGGCAGACCUAUGCCAAAGGUUUCUCUUUCAAAGGACGAUGUUGCACUGAAGUCAACUAUGAGAUUCAACUCUGAAGUAACUCCUGAAUACCUCAUCAUUACUCUUCGUGAGAGCAUUGCUAUUGAUUCAGGAAGGUAUGACAUCUGUGCCUCCAACACAAGUGGAACCACUAAGUCUUUUGUUAACAUUGUGGUCCUGGAUAGACCAAGCGCCCCAGUUGGUCCUGUUGAAAUGACUGACGUGACAGAGGACAGUGUGAGUCUGAAGUGGUCUCCUCCUCGUUAUGACGGUGGAAGCACCAUUUCAAAUUACAUCAUCCUCAAACGUGAAACAACCAACGCCAACUGGACUGAGGUCUCUUCGGCCAUCGCAAGAUGCACCAUGAAAAUCAUGAAGCUUACAACAGGACUGGAGUACCAGUUCAGAAUCAGGGCUGAGAAUCGCUACGGUAUCAGUGAGCACAUUGACUCUCCAACCGUCAGAGUAGAUCUGCCCUACACCGUCCCUGUAGCUCCAUCUGCUCCUACGGUUACAUCUGUAACCAGAGAGAGCAUCACUGUAGCCUGGAAGGAGCCAGCCUCCAAUGGAGGAAGCCAUGUCUUUGGAUACCACCUCGAGAUAAAGGAUAGAAACAGCAUCUGUUGGCAGAAGGUUAACAAGACUGUUAUCCGUGCCACACACUACAAGGUGCCGGACAUUGCUGCCGGCCUCAUCUAUGAGUUCAGGGUUACAGCAGAAAACGCAGCUGGAUGCAGUCCACUCAGCAAGAUCUCAGACGCAGUACUUGCAAUUGAUGCUUGCGAGCCUCCAACCAAUGUCAGGAUCACUGACAUCACGAAGACUUCCAUCAGCAUCGCAUGGCAGAAGCCCAAUUAUGAUGGCGGUAGCAAGAUCACAGGGUACCUGAUUGAGAAGAAAGAGGGCCAGAAAGACAGAUGGACAAAGGCCAACUUGACCAACGUUUCUGACACACAUUAUACUGUGACAGGACUUACUCAGGAUGAGACCUAUGAAUUCAGAGUCAUGGCAAAGAAUGCAGUUGGAUCAGUUAGCAAUCCAUCCAUCAUUGCAGGCCCUGCAAGUUGCGUGGAUACAUAUGGUGCCCCUGAGAUUGAAAUUCCUGAUGAAUAUCGCGAGGUUGUGAAACACAAAGCUGGAACCACUUUCGAGCUUAGAUUUGGAAUCAUUGCCAAACCAGCACCGACAAUUGAGUGGUACAAGGACGGAAAGGAACUUGAGUCUGGUGCCCAGGCUCAGCUGGUACAGAAGAACGCUGCUGAUAGUUCCACUCUUAUCAUCAGGGAUACCACACGUCUCAACUCUGGAACAUAUGAGAUGAGGCUCAAAAACUCUUUGGGCUCAGCAUAUGCCUACGUCAGAGUACAAAUUCUUGAUAAACCAGGACCACCACCUGGCGAGAUUCAGCUCAAGAAGGUCACUGCUAACAGUAUCACCAUAAUGUGGGAUCCUCCUGAGGACGAGGGUGGCGCAAUGGUCACCCACUACAUUGUGGAGAAACGGGAGGCCAGCAGAAUUCAAUGGUCCAUUAUCUCUGAGAAUUGGGCGGAAUGUAUUGUGAAUGUCCCGAGACUCAUCAAAGGCAAUGAGUACAUCUUCAGAGUCCGAGGAGUGAACAAAUACGGAGUUGGAGACCCACUGGAAUCUGAACCCGUAGAAGCAAAGAAUGCAUUUGUUCCUCCAAGUCAACCUUCCAAGCCUCAAGUCACCAUGAUCACACACUCAUCAAUGACGGUGGUAUGGGAAAGACCUGGUAUUGAUGGCGGUAGUGACAUUGAUGGAUAUUACCUGGAAAAACGAGAGAAGACAAGCUUGCGUUGGUUCAAGGUUAUCAAAGACACCAUUCGUGACACUAGACAGAAAGUCAGCAACCUGCUCACUGGAAAGGACUAUCAGUAUCGUGUAUGUGCAGUCAAUAAGGCUGGAGCUGGUCCAUACUCCAAAGAGUCUGACCUCUUCAAAGCUGCUGAUGCAGUUGACCCACCAGGUGAACCAACCAAACUCAGAGUGGUCGACUCCACCAAAACAUCCAUCACCCUGGGCUGGAUGGCGCCAGUGUAUGAUGGUGGCAGCGAGAUCACCAGCUACAUCGUUGAGCAGAUGAACUCUGAAGAAAGGGAAUGGGCUGUCAUCAGCCACAAUGGAGAAGUGAGGACAACAGAGUAUGUUGUGAAUCACUUGAAACCAGGAACCUAUUACUUCUUCCGUGUAUCUGCUGUCAACUGUCUGGGACCCAGUCAACCAAUCGAGAUGUACCAGCCUGUUCAAUCCAAGGAUAUUCUUGAGGAGGCCGAUCUUGAUUUGGAUGUUCCCAUGACGACUCAAUACACCGCCAAGGCAGGAAGGGAUAUUGAGGUGUUUAUUCCACUGAAGGGCAGACCUGCACCAAACUGCACAUGGAGAAGACAUGACAAGAACAUGGCCAGUGAUGCAAGAUACACUAUCACCAGCACAGAACGUACAACAGUUCUUGUCAUUCCAAAGGUCACCCGUGACGACUGUGGCAAAUACUACCUGGAGAUUGAGAACGGUGUUGGCGAGUCCAAGUUCAUCACUGUGUCUGUCAAGGUUCUUGACUCCCCAUCCACUUGCCAAAAACUGAUCAUCAAGAAUGUCACCAGAGGCAAGUUGACCCUGAGCUGGGAAGCUCCUCUGAUCGAUGGUGGUUCCCCAAUCACCAACUACAUUGUGGAGAAAAAAGACGCUAACAACAGAGCGUAUACAGUCGUGUCAUCAGAGUGCACCAACACAUCAUACAAGAUCGACGGUCUGUCAGAUGAAAUCGCUUACUUCUUCAGAGUGUCUGCUGAGAAUGAGCAUGGUACUGGUGAUACAUGUGAGACUACAGAGCCAGUCAGGGCCACUGAGACCCCCGGACCAGUCAAGGAGCUGGUCAUGACAGACGCUACUAAGACAUCAGUGACUCUUCACUGGACCAAGCCUGACCAUGAUGGAGGUAGCCACAUUUCAGACUAUGUCAUUGAGACGAAAACUAAAGAGGAAGAAACCUGGACUGUUGCUACAACAUGCAAGCGUUGCACAUGUGAAGUUAAAAACCUGAAGGAAAAUUCUGUUGUGAACUUUAGAGUGUUUUCUAAGAAUGAGAAGGGCAUCAGUGACUUCUCUCAGAUUGGGCCCAUAACAGUAAAGGAGUUCAUUAUUCCACCUGAGGCCAACAUGAUAGAUUAUCCAAAUGGCGAACUCUUUGUUCGUGUCGGUCAAAACAUCCAUAUUGAGAUCCCAUUUAAGGGUAAACCAAAACCAUCCGUUAGAUGGAUGAAGGAAAACAUUCCUUUGAAAGAAAGUGAACAGAUUCGCUUCCGUGAAACAGACAACAAAGUGUCUAUGACAGUCAGAAGCGCAAAGAAAGAGAAUGCAGGCCUAUACACAUUGGUUCUGGACAACAAACUUAUCAAGAACUUCUUUGACAUCAAUGUGAUCACUCUCGGACCCCCUUCUGUGCCAGUUGGACCGGUCCGAUUCGAUGAGAUCAAAGCACAAGGCAUCAUUAUAUCUUGGGAUGAACCCCAGGACAAUGGAGGUGGAGACAUCACUUGCUACAGUGUGGAGAAACGAGAGACGGCCCAGGCUAACUGGAAGAUGGUUUGCUCCAGUGUGGUAAGGACAACGUUCAAGAUACCCAACCUGGUCAAGGGCACAGAGUACCAGUUUAGAGUACGUGCAGAGAACAAAUAUGGAGUGAGUGAUCCUUUGAAUUCACCAGACGUGAUCGCCCAACACCAGUACAUGCCACCAGGUGCACCAGGAAAACCAGUCACAUACAACGUUACCAGUGAUGGCAUGACUAUCCAAUGGGAAGCACCCAGCUUUGAUGGCGGCUCACCAAUCACUGGCUACCAUGUUGAGAAGAAGGACAGAAACAGCCUGCUGUGGACUAAGGUCAAUUCCAGCAUUAUCUCUGCCCGUGACUACAGAAUCAUCCAGCUGAUUGAAGGACUUGAGUAUUCCUUCAGAGUCUAUGCAGAGAAUAAUGCUGGCCUGAGUCCCGUCAGUGAACAGAGCAAACAUGCCCUCGCAAUCUCCCCAGUUGAUCCACCUGGUACUCCUAAUGUUAUUGAUGUCACAAGAGACACUGUCACUCUCAAAUGGGAUAUACCCAAAAAAGAUGGAGGAUUUAAGAUUGUGGCAUACAGUGUGGAGAGACGUCAAGGCAGAGGCAAAUGGUUGAGAUGCAAUUUCACCGACAUAAGUGAUUUGCAAUUCACCAUCACCGGACUUUCUCCUGGUGAUCGCUAUGAAUUCAGAGUGAUUGCCAGAAAUGCUGUCGGUACAGUCAGUCCACCCUCACAGUCAUCGGGCUAUGUCAUGACCAAAGAUGAAAGUGUUUCUCCCGACAUUGAGUUCAGUGCCGACACUGCUCUGGUGUACAAGGCUGGUGAAAACAUCAAACUGAACUGUAGUAUCACUGGACGACCAGUGCCUCAGGUCAUAUGGUACAAGGACGGUAAAGAGAUUGACAAGAUGAUGUUGAUUGAUAUCACAACUAACAUCGGCUCCAGCAGCCUGUUCAUCAGAGAUGCUGAUCGCGACCACCGCGGAGUGUACAUGGUGGAAGCCAAGAACGGCUCUGGAACAAAGACAGAGAGUGUCAACAUCAGAGUCUCAGAUACCCCUGGACCACCUGAGGGACCAGUGCGUUUCACUGGUAUCACUGCAGAAAAGGCAACUGUCUGGUGGAACCCCCCAGAGAACGAUGGAUGUGCUGCAAUACUCUAUUAUACGGUGGAAAAGAGAGAAACAUCUAGGAUUUCCUGGGCAAUGGUGACAAGCAAGUGUGAAGCUUGUUCAUUCAACGCCACCAAGCUGAUCAAGGGCAACGAGUACCAGUUCCGUAUCUCUGCUGUCAAUAAGUUCGGAGUUGGACGUCCUCUCGACUCUGAUCCAUUCAUUGCACAGAUGCAAUUCACCGUUCCAGAUGCCCCAGGUACACCAGACGCCACAAAUGUGACUGGAGACACCAUCACAAUAGGCUGGACAAGACCCAGAUCAGAUGGUGGAAAUGAGAUCAAGCACUACAUCCUGGAGAGACGUGAGAAGAAGAGCUUGCAAUGGCUGAAGGUUUCAUCCAAGAGACCAAUCACUGAGCUCAGACAAAGAGUGACACACCUGACCGAAGGUAAUGAAUAUGAAUUCCGUGUCAUGGCUGAAAACGGUGCCGGCAUCGGACCAGCAAGUAACACAUCAAGACUCUUCAAGUGCAGAGAGCCUACAAGCGCACCAAGUGCUCCUUCUCUGGUAAAGGUCACCGACUCCACAAAGUCGUCUGUCACCCUGGAAUGGAUCAAGCCUGUGUUCGAUGGUGGUAUGGAGAUCAUUGGCUACGUCAUUGAGAUGUGCAAGGCUAGCCUUAAUGAAUGGCACCAAGUCAAUAGAACAACUUGCAUCAACACAACAUACACAGCUAAAGGUUUAACGGCUGGUGAGGAAUAUAGGUUCCGUGUGCGUGCAGUGAAUGGGUCUGGAAAAGGAGAAGCAUGUGCAGUUCCUAAUCCAGUGCAAGCUGUUGAUAGACUGACGUCACCAGAAAUCACCCUUGAUGCAGACUUCAAACAGACACAUGUUGUGAAGAAUGGUGCCACCGUCACUCUUCAUAUUGCCUUCUGUGGUAAACCAGCUCCGCUGGCUACAUGGACCAAGGCAGGUGGAGAACUUGGUGUUAUGACAGACGUCAACACAACUGACACAUACAGUACCUUGACCAUUGAGAGCUGUACCAGGUAUGACUCUGGAAAAUACACCUUGUCGCUUGAGAACAAUGGUGGCCGCAAAUCUAUCACAUUGACCGUGAAGGUGCUUGAUACUCCUGGACCUCCAGGAGCUAUCAGCUUCAAGGAUGUGACCAGGGGAGCUCUGACAAUGCUGUGGGACGCUCCAGCCAACGACGGCGGAGCCCGUAUUCAGCACUACAUCGUAGAAAAGCGUGAGGCUAGUCGUCUCAGCUGGAAGUCAGUCAGUGAAAAAUCCUCACGCCAAAUGAUCAGAAUGACCAACCUAGGAAUAGGUGUACCUUACCUGUUCAGAGUCAUCGCUGAAAAUACGUAUGGCAGGGGAGAACCCUGUGAGAUGACUGAACCGAUUACUGCAACUGAGGUGCCUGCUCCACCCAAGAGUCUUGACAUCAUUGACACUACUAAUUCCACCGCUCUCUUGGCCUGGCUGAAACCUGAACACGACGGUGGCAGCCGCAUCACAGGUUACAUUGCUGAGGCCAAAGCAAAGGGCUCUGAUCGCUGGGUUGUUGGCGGUCAAACCAAACACCUAAAGUUAGUCAUUGAGGGCUUGAUUGAGAACACAGAAUAUGACUUCCGUGUCAAGGCUAUCAAUGAGGCUGGUAUCAGUGUCCCAAGAGAUGCCUUAGCAUCCGUUGUCAUCAAGGAGCCGAAGAUUGAGCCCACAGCAGAUCUCAGUGGCAUAAAUAACCAGCUCAUCACAUGCAAGACUCACGAUGCAUUCACCAUUGAUAUCCCCAUCAGUGGCAGACCAGCUCCAAAGGCCACCUGGAAACUGGAGGAGAUGAAGCUAAAAGAGACUGAUAGAGUGAUCAUCAAGACUACCACAGAAAAGACCACCCUGGUGGUAAAAGACAGCAAGAGAGGAGACAGUGGAAAAUACUACCUCACUCUAGAUAAUGCCGCCGGAGCGAAGACAUUCGCUGUUACUGUCAACGUUGUUGGAAGACCCACUCCACCAGUAGGACCCAUUGAAAUCUCUGAAGUGUCAUCAGAGGGCUGCUCAUUGGCUUGGACAGCACCAGAGGAUGACGGUGGAACAGAAAUCGACAACUACAUCGUUGAGAAACGUGAAUCUGGAUCUACAUCCUGGCAAGUGGUGAACUCAAGUUGUAAACGCACCACGAUCAAAGUCGGCCAUCUGACCAAAUACAUGGAGUACACCUUCCGUGUCUCUGCUGAAAGCAAGUAUGGCGUUAGCAAGUCCAUCGAGUCCUCAGCUGUUGUCAUUGAGCAUCCAUUCGUUCCACCAAGUCCACCAACUCGCCCAGAUGUGGUGUCAGUAUCUGCUACGGCUAUUGGGAUCAAGUGGGAUCUGCCAUAUGCUGAUGGCGGCAGCAAGGUGACUGGAUACUGGAUAGAGAAGAAGGAGAGAAACACCAUUCUUUGGGUCAGGGAGAACAAGCUUCCAUGCCUGGAUACCCAAUACAAAGUUUCUAGUCUCAUUGAGGGCCUGGAGUACCAGUUCAGAGUUUAUGCUAUGAAUAUUUCUGGUCUCAGCAAAGCCAGUGAGGCCUCAAGACCAGUAGUGGCUUUCAACCCAGUCGAUCCUCCUGGUAAACCUGAGGUGACUGAUGUCACAAGGUCCUCAGUAACUAUUGCAUGGGGUAUACCAUUCAACGAUGGUGGCAGCAAGAUUGUCGGAUACGUCGUUGAGCGCAAGCCAUGGAGUGAUGAUGAGUGGGAUGAUGCCCGCUGGUUGAAGUGUAACUACACCACCAUCACGGAGACUCACUUCACAGUCGGAGGACUGGGUGAAGGAGAAAUCUUCGAAUUCCGUGUCAUUGCCAAAAAUGGAGCCGGAGUUCACAGUGCACCAUCUGAAACAACAGGACCGAUCACCUGCAAGGAUGAAUAUACUCCUCCCAAGGCUGAACUUGACAGCUCUCUUGUUGGAGAGCAUGUCACUAUCCGGGCUGGGUCAGACCUGGUCCUUGAUGGUGUAGUUGGUGGUAAACCUGAACCCAUAGUAUGGUGGGCCAAGGGUGACAAGGUGCUGGAGCUGGGGGAGAAAUACUCCCUGACAUACACCAGUUCAAGAGCCAUGGCCAUCAUCAAGUCCUGCAACAGAAACGACACUGGAAGAUACAUUCUGACCGUGAAGAAUGCCAGUGGAACCAAGACAGCGGCUGUCAACGUUAAAGUACUCGAUACACCAGGGCCUCCGGAGGAAAAGGUCACAAUCACCAGGGUGACAGAGGAGAAGUGCACUGUGUCUUGGAAGAUCCCUCUGGAGGACGGUGGAGAUCUCGUCACUCAUUACAUUGUUGAUAGGCGUGAGACCAGCAGACUCAACUGGGUGAUCAUGGAGACUGAGUGCAAGACUCUGUCCUGUGUAAGCUCCAAACUGAUCAAGAACAACGAGUACGUCUUCCGUGUCAGGGGAGUCAACAAGUACGGACCUGGUGUGCCCUUGGAGUCCGAGCCUGUCAUCGCCAGAAACGCAUACACUGUCCCAUCACAACCUGGAGCACCAGAAGUCACGGCUGUAGGAAAGGAGCACGUCAUCAUUGAAUGGAUGAAACCUGAAAGCGAUGGUGGAAGUGAGAUCAAGAAUUACCUGGUGGACAAACGUGAGAAGAGCAGUUCCAGAUGGACCAGGGUCAAUAAGACCUUUACCAUCUAUGACAUCCGCCUGAAGAUCUCUGGUCUGCUGGAAGGCAGUGAUUACCAGUUCCGUGUUACUGCUGUGAACACAGCUGGAAACAGCCAGCCCAGUGAAGCCUCUCAGUACGCCUACUGUAGAGAGCCAACAUACACUCCAGCCCCGCCUUCAAUUCCACGUGUGAUAGAUUCCACCAAGCAUAGCAUUAGCUUGCAAUGGACCAGACCCAUGUAUGAUGGUGGCGCUGAUGUUGUUGGCUACGUGGUGGAGGUGCUUGAGGAAGGAACCGAGCAGUGGUACAGGGCCACUCAGAAGACUCUGAAGACCAAUUUGUUUGUUGCCACUGGACUUCAAAGCAACAAGAAGUACAGUUUCCGUGUCGCAGGAGUCAAUAGCAAUGGCACUGGGGAAUACAGCGAACCAAGUGUGGAAAUUGAGCCUGUUGAGAAACUCUCAAUCCCUGAUCUUGAGCUUCCUGAUGAUCUGAAGAAGACUGUGUGUCUGAGAGCUGGUAACACUCUGAGGCUGUUUGUCAAUGUGACUGGAAGACCUGCUCCUGUACUGACCUGGAGGAAACCUGGCAUUGACCUUCAGAGCCGUGGGUUCAUUGAUACAACUGACAGUUACACUCAACUGAUCGUUGAGAAGGUCCAUCGAUACGAUGCCGGCAAAUACACCAUUGAGGCUGAAAAUCCAUCUGGCAAGAAGUCAGCAACCAUUCUCGUCAAAGUUUAUGACACUCCUGGACCACCUGGUUCAGUUAGAGUCAAAGACUACACAAAGGAGUCUGUUGUCAUCACAUGGGAUGUACCAACUAUUGACGGUGGAGCCCCUGUGAACAACUACAUCAUUGAGAAACGUGAAGCUUCAAUGAAAUCCUACAAGACAGUUACAACAGAAUGCAGGAAGACCUUGUUCAGAAUUACUGGCCUGGAGGAAUCAGUACACUACUUCUUCAGAGUGUUACCAGAGAACAUAUAUGGUGUCGGAGAACCACGUGAAAUCCCUGAAUCAGUGUUGGUCUGUGAAGUACCCAGCCUUCCUCAGGAUCUGCACAUUGUGGAUAUUGGAAAGACCUCUGCCAUACUUAACUGGGAGAGACCUCUUCACGAUGGUGGAAGCAGACUGACGGGCUACGUCAUUGAAGCUAACAUUGUUGGAUCAGACAGAUGGAGUGCAGUGGCCACCGUUAAACAGUCCAUGUCCCAGCAUACCGUCACUGGUCUGACAGAGAAGGAGACUUAUCUCUUCAGAAUCAGAGCUACCAACAGCAGAGGAGUUAGCGAGCCUAGGGAGAUUACAGGACCUGUGGUCAUUCAGGAACAACUACUGGCGCCCUAUAUUGAUCUGACCGGCAUUCCACAGAAGGUUGUCCAAGUGCCAGCCGGCAAGCCAAUCGACCUCAACAUUCCUAUAAAGGCCAGACCUGCUCCAGUUUGCACAUGGUCCUUCAAUGGUGCUAAAAUGAAGGAUAGUCUUGACCGGGUUAAGAUUGAGUCUAAUGGAAAAUACACCAAACUGACUGUCCGUGAGACAACCAUUGUUGACACUGGUAGCUACACUCUUCAAGUGAAGAAUUCUGUAGGAACCGCAACAGAGAUACUUAAAAUUAUCAUUCUUGAUAAACCUGGAAUACCUAUUGGACCGAUCGCAGUUGAUGCCGUUGAUGCCACAUCUGUAACGGUCAGCUGGGAGCCACCAGAGAAGGAUGGCGGCGCCAACGUCAGUGGCUAUGUUGUUGAGCAGCGUGACGCUCACCGCCCCGGAUGGCUACCAGUGUCCGAAUCUGUCACAAGACCCACAUUCAAGUUCACCAGAUUGUCUGAGGGAACUGAAUACGUGUUCCGUGUGGCUGCAACCAACCGCUUCGGCAUUGGAGGAUUCUUGCAGUCAGAAGUUGUUGAAUGCAAGAGUCUCAAGACCGUACCCAGUGCACCAAACCGACCUGAUGUACUGGAUGUGACUCAUGAGGGAAUGACCAUCACAUGGCAGCCACCAGAAGAAGAUGGAGGCUCCCAGGUGUCUGGAUACAUAAUUGAGCGCAAGGAGGUCAGAUCUGAAAGGUGGAUGAGUAUAGUUAAGAACCCAGUCACCAUGACCAGAUACAGAUCAUCAGGUCUGUGCGAAGGCAAUGAGUAUGAGUUCCGCGUGAUCGCCCUCAACUCCAGAGGCUCGAGCAAACCCAGUAUUGCAUCUAAACCAGCUAUCGCCAUGGAUCCCAUCGAGCCUCCUAGUGCACCACAGUUCCCCAUGGUUACAGACACCACCCGGACUUCUGUGUCUCUGGCCUGGAGUCCUCCAGAGGAAGAGGGUGGUUCCGUCAUCACUGGUUACCUGAUUGAGAUGCAGAAGGUGGACCAGGUGGAAUGGACCAUGUGCAACACGACACCCAUAAAGAUCUGUGAAUACACUCUGACGCACAUGCCUCAGGGAGCUGAGUACAAGUUCCGUGUGAUGGCCUGCAAUGCUGGUGGACCCGGAGAGCCAGUUGAGAUCCCAGGAAUCGUCAAGGUUACAGAAAUGCUUGACUAUCCCGAUUAUGAACUGGACCCCAAAUACGAGGAAGGCUAUGUGGUCAGACAGGGAGGAGUUAUCAGGCUGUCUGUGCCCAUCAAGGGUAAACCAGUCCCUAUCUGCAAGUGGACAAAGGAAGGCCGAGAUAUCUCUCACAGAGCUAUGAUCGCCACCAGUGAUGAUAUCACUGAACUUGUGAUCAAAGAAGCCCACAGAGAUGACACUGGCACAUAUGACCUGGUCCUGGAGAACAAAUGUGGCAGGAAGGCUGUCUACAUCAAUGUUAAAGUGAUUGGACGUCCAGACGCACCUGAAGGUCCUCUUGAGUUUGAUGAUAUCCAGGCUCGCUCCGUAAGAGUCAGCUGGAGACCUCCCUCUGAAGACGGUGGCUCUGAUAUCCUGGGUUACAUCGUUGAAAGGCGAGAGGUAUCAAAGGUAGCAUGGUAUACUGUAGACUCAAGAGUGGUGGACACAGCUCUGGUGGUCAAGGGACUGAAGGAGAAUGUUGAAUACCAUUUCAAGAUCACUGCUGAAAACCAGUUUGGUGUGAGCAGAUCUCUCAAAUCAGAUGAAUGUGUAACUCCAAAGACACCCCUGUCUCCACCAGAACCUCCAAUCAACCCACCAGAAGUUAUGGAUGUCACAAAGAGCACUGUUGCUCUAUCUUGGGGCAGACCAAAGGAUGACGGUGGCGCCCGCAUUACAGGAUACUACGUUGAGAGAAGAGAGGUGUCCACAGAGAAGUGGGUGCGUCACAACAAGACACACAUCACCACUACAAUGUACACUCUCACUGGACUCAUCCCUGAUGCUGAAUACCUGUUCCGUGUCGUGGCACAAAACGACAUCGGUCAGAGUGAACCUGGACCACUAUCUGAAAAUGUUAUAUGCAAAGAUCCAUUCGACAAACCCAGUCAACCAGGUGAGAUUGAUAUAAUCUCCGUUGCCAAAGACUGCAUCACUAUUCACUGGCUGCGCCCAGAAUGUGAUGGUGGCAAAGAGAUCCUAGGUUACUGGAUUGAGUUCAGACAGGCAGGUGAAAGUGCCUGGAAGAAAUGCAACAAGGAGCGUUCCAAGGACAGACAGUUCACCAUGGGUGGUCUGAUGGAAGCUACAGAGUACGAGUUCAGAAUCCUUGCAGAAAAUGAAACCGGAAUGAGUAGACCUCGCAGGACCGCCAUGGGCAUCAAGACUAAACUGAGCUUGGGAGAGGCUCCUAGUCUCAAGGAAGACAUGGCAGAUGUCAUCACAAAACUUGGCGAAUCUGGAACUCUGACAUGCCAGAUUAUUGGACGUCCCCUUCCUGAAAUCAGAUGGUACAGAUAUGGCAAAGAGCUGAUCCAGAGCCGCAAGUACAAGAUGAGUUCUGAUGGUCGCAACCAUUCACUGACAGUGGCCACAGAUGAACAGGAAGAUGAGGGCAUAUACACUUGCAGAGCAGCCAAUGAAGCCGGUGAAACAGAGUCCAGCGGCAAGCUGCGCUUGCAGGCCGCACCUGCUUUCCACCCUGGAUUCCCAUUGAAGGAGAAAUACACUGCAGGGUGUGGAACAAGUCUUCGUCUCCAUGUUGUCUACAUUGGCCGUCCAAUUCCACAAAUCAUGUGGUUCUAUGCAAAGAAGCCGCUCAACGCGUCUGAAAACGUGAUAAUUGAAAACACUGAGAGUUACACUCAUCUGGUUAUAAGGAAUGUACAGCGAAAAACAAACGCCGGAAGAUACAAGGUGCAAUUGACCAACAAAUUUGGAACUGUUGAAACCACACUCAAGGUUGAAAUUCAAGAUAAACCUACCAAACCUGAGGGACCUAUUGUUGUUGAUGCUGUGUUGAAGAGCGCAGUGAUCAUCAGCUGGAAACCACCAAAGGAUGACGGUGGAUCAAUGAUCACCAACUACAUUGUGGAGAAACGAGAAGCAAAGGAAGGCGAGCAGUGGCAUCUGGUGUCAUCGUCAGUCUCAGGAAACACUUGCAGGAUUCCAAAUCUGAUUGAAAGUGCUGGAUACUACUUCCGUGUUUCUGCUCAGAACCAAUAUGGAGUCAGUGAGGCACUUGAAGUUCCUGCUGUUCUCAUUAUCAAAAGUCCAUUCGAAAAACCUGGAAUUCCCAUGCAGCCUGUUGUCACAGAAGUGACCAAGGAUUCUUGUCUUGUGUUCUGGAAACCACCAAAGGACGAUGGAGGUGCAAAGAUAAAGAACUAUUUCCUUGAAAAACGAGAGAAGAAACAGAACAAAUGGAUCACUUGUACAUCCAAUAAAAUCCACGAGACACAUUUCGCUGUCAAAGGCCUUCUUGAGGGCUUUGAGUAUGAGUUCCGUGUGAAAUGUGAAAACAUGGGUGGUGAGAGUGAUUGGAGUGAGGUGUCAGAGGCCAUCAUUCCCAAAUCAGGUCUCACAAUGAAACCUCCUGUCUUCAGAGAAGAAAUGAGACCAGAGAUGAUUGUGAAGUUUAGAUCCAAUGCUACAUUUGUCACCAAAAUUGUUGGACAUCCCAUCCCCACUGUGAAAUGGUACAAGAAUGGCAAAGAAAUUGUUGCAGAUGGUACCAAACUCAAAUUGCAAGAAUUCAAGGGAGGUUAUUACCAACUUGUUAUUGCUAAUGCCGAGGACAGCGACGCAGGUGUCUAUCAAGUCAGGGCAACAAACCAAGGAGGAUCCAUCUCUACAACAGUGAAUCUAACUGUUGAAGUUCCUGCCAAGAUCCACCUACCUCUAGAACUGCAAGGCAUGGGAGCAGUCCAUGCUGUUAAGGGUGAAGUGGUUACCAUUAAGAUUCCAAUCAGUGGCAAGCCUGACCCUCAAAUCCAAUGGCAGAAGGGACCAGAGAUAAUGGGAUCAUCUUCUCACACUCAAGUGAUUGUCACAAGAUCAUUUACUUCACUCGUCUUCCCCAAAGGAGUUCAGAAGAAGGAUACGGGUUACUACGUAAUCACUGCCAAGAACAGAUUCGGAGUUGACAAACAGACCAUUGAAGUUGCCGUGGCAGAUGUACCAGAUCCUCCUAAGGGAAUUAAAGUCAGUGAAAUCACUAGAGAUUCCAUCACUCUAACCUGGAAUCCUCCAGAAAAAGAUGGCGGAAGCCCUAUCAUUAACUACAUCAUCCAGAAGUGCCCCACAUCAGGUGACAGGUGGAUCCGCGCAGGCCAAACCAACGAGCCUAAAUACACCAUGAUCGCUCUGUUUGGCAAGACGAAAUACCAGUUCCGUAUCAUUGCGGAGAACCAGUUUGGUCUGAGCGAUCAUUCUGAACCAACUGAGCCUGUUACAACAAUAGAAGAUAAAUCGGUUAUCAGAAACUACGAUGAAGAAGUUGAUGAAGCUAGAGAAAUCACCAAAGAGGAGGCACCACAUUCAUCAAAGAUCAAGAUGGUGGCUGCCCAGUACACAAUUUCUGAAGAGCUGGCACGUGCCGGAACAUUUGGCGUUGUUCAUCGCUGUGUUGAAAACAAGUCCAAGAAGACAUUCAUGGCCAAGUUUAUCAAGAUCAAAGGUACUGAUCAGGAGCUGGUUGCUAGAGAAAUUGAGACACUCAAUCUCUCUAAACACAAGAACUUCAUGUACUUACAUGAGUCUUUUGACAGUCUGGAAGAAAUGGUCUUGAUCUAUGAGUUCAUCUCAGGCGUGGACAUCUUUGAACGACUUGGCACAGGCAACUUUGAGCUCUCAGAACUGGAGAUUGUUAGGUACCUGAGACAAGUGUGCUCAGCUCUGAAGUUCUUGCACAAACUCAACUAUGCUCAUUUUGAAAUCAAACCUGACAACAUUGUCUACACCACAAGAAAGAGCACAAACAUCAAAAUUAUUGAAAUGGGCCAGGCUAGAUUACUGACUCCUGGAGAAAAUAUCAGAAUCAAUUUCACUGCACCAGAAUACUGUGCACCUGAAGUCCACCGCCAUGGUCUUGUCAGCACUGCAACUGACAUGUGGUCAGUUGGUGUACUGACUUAUGUGCUCCUCAGUGGAAUUAACCCCUUUGCAGCAGAAUCAACCACAAAAAUGAUUGAGAAUAUCUCAAAUGCAGAGUACAUCUUUGACAGUGAGGCUUUCAAAGAAAUCAGCCUUGAAGGAAUGGACUUCUGUGACAGACUUCUUUGUAAAGACCUGAAGAAACGUAUGACUGCUCAUGAAGCUUUGGAACAUCCUUGGCUUAGGUUGAAGCUGGAGCACCUCAGCAAAAAAACUAUCAAGACAUUGAGGCACAGAAGAUACUACCAGACGUUGGUGAAGAAAGAUAGAGAGACAAUUGUCUCAGCAGCUCGUGUCGCUUUCGGUGGUGGCUUCAGAAGUUACAGAGGUUAUGCAGUUGGCAAAGUCAAGAUUGCGCACCCUGUAGAAGGUCUGAGAGCCGGUCCAGUCAUGCAUGGAUCUUCAGAGGAGGGUGGACAUGUCAGAUUUGUUUGCAACAUUGAAAAUUAUGAUGAAACCACAAAAGCAACUUGGUACUUCGGCACCCGCCAGUUAACAGCAAGUCACAAGUAUGAAAUUAGCUACAUCAAUGGAGUUGCUAGCAUCUAUGUCAAGGAAAUUGAAACAUCUGAUGAUGGUGUCUACAGAUGCAAAGUCGUCAGUCAGGACGGUGAAGAUAGCACCUAUGGAGAACUCUUUGUUGAAACUGUGAGAUGCUACCGUGAACACUUCAUUGGACGCUCACUCACAAAGAAGAGAAAGCUUGAUAAGCAAAGACUUAUGCAGAGACCACCAGAGUUCACUCUGCCUCUGUACAACCGCGCUGCUUACAUCGGUGAAGAUGUUCGUUUCGGUGUAACCAUAACAGUGCAUCCAGAGCCAACAGUAACAUGGCUGAAGGCUGGACAGAAAAUCAAACGAGAUGAUAAGAAGUACACUUUCAUUAGUGACAAGGGUCUUUAUCAAUUGAUGAUCCACAAUCUUGACCUUGAUGACGAUGCUGAAUAUACUGUUAUGGCCCACAACAAGUUUGGUGAAGACAGUUGCACAGCACGUCUUACAGUGACACCUCACCCUGUUAGUGAAGACACCAUGAGGCCAAUGUUCAAACGGCUGUUGGCUAACGUGGAGUGUGUAGAGGGCCAUAGUGUCCACUUUGACUUGAGAGUCUCGGGAACACCUGCACCAACCUUGAAGUGGGAGAAGGAUGGCAGGCCAUUGGAAUUCAACCAACAAAUCACAGUUGUUCAAGAGGAUGUAGACUAUCACGUUCUGCAUGUCAGAGAAACUCUUGUUGAGGAUUCAGGUCUUUACAAAGUUACCGCAACAAACUGUGUUGGAUCAGUGAGUUGCCAGGCUACACUGAAGGUGGACCGCAUUACAUACAAGAGGAGAGAAUAUAAGAGUGAGGCGGAACAACAGAAAUAUGUUCAACAACAAAUUGACAAGACACUGAAAAUGGCACAACGCCUUUCCACCACUGAAGUUACAGGACUCAACCCAGAGGCUCAAGAGGCUUUGAAACACGCUGCAGACAUAUACAAGCCGGCAGUGAGCACCAAACACUGUGAGGGCGAAUUUGAUAUCACAGAAGAAAAACCAUUUGUACAUAUUGAGGAAAGGAAACUUCGCAUGCCAUAUGAAAUUCCUGAGUCACGUGUCCAUGAUGCAAGAGUUCUGAAUGAAGACCUGUUGAUUAAACACUUUGUACCUUUGUCUGACAUGAAGUGGUACAAGAAACUCAGAGAUCAGUAUGAAAUACCUGAGCGGAUGGAGAAGAUCGUACAGAAGAGACAGAAACGAAUUCGUCUCUCCAGGUGGGAGCAAUUCUAUGUCAUGCCCCUUCCUAGAAUUACUGACCAGUACAGGCCAAGAUGGCGUAUCCCAAAGCUCACACAAGAUGACUUGGAAACAGUAAGACCAGCAAGACGGUCACCUUCUCCUGGAUCCGAGGCAUCCUUCAGGUCAAGAAGACGCUCCCUGGGUGAUAUGAGUGAUGAAGAGCUUCUGCAGCCCAUUGAUGAUUACCUGUCAAUGAAGAAAACUGAGGAAGAAAGGCUACAACUUGAGGAGGAGCUUGAACUUGGCUUCUCUGCCUCCCCACAAGGCAGCCCUGUCCGGUUUGAGUUGUCUGCUCUGCGUCAUGAAGAAACUAAACAUGUUGCAAGAAGAGAAGUAUCACAAGUAACCGAGCACAAGGUCAAGAGAACAAAAGUUUCACAGUUCAUGAGGAGGAGAAGAUCACUGUCUCCUACAUACAUUGAGCUGAUGCGCCCUGUUUCUGAGCUGAUAAGAGCUCCUCGCCCACGUCCACUAGAGCCAGAGGAGAUUGUCGAAAGGAGAUCACCCACCCCUGAGAGGACGCGUCCACGCUCCCCCAGCCCCCCAGCUUCAGCUGAGAGAUCCUCCCGCUCAUCCUCAAGAUUUGAGAGGUCAGCCAGAUUUGACAUCAUGUCCAGAUACGAGUCAAGAAAGGCUGCACUGAAAUCUGAGCGCAAGUACCAGACGGUGACCCAAACACCCUUCAGCCUCGACCACGCCCCACGUGUGACCGUGAGAAUGCGUUCCCAUCGUGUCCCAUGUGGUCAGAAUACAAAGUUCACUCUGAAUGUCCAAGCGAAGCCUAUGGCUGAGAUCCAGUGGUUCCAUAACGGACAACUGAUUCAAGAAAGUGAGAAGUUACGCUUCACAAACGUGAGUGGAGUGCUGUCUAUACAGAUCCGUGAUUGUCAGGCAGAGGACAGUGGCACGUAUCGUGUUGUUUGUUCAAACUCAAAGGGAGAAGCAUCCGACUAUGGUAUCCUCGAUGUUUCUGGAGGUGAAUUCUCAACAUAUACAUCACGUCGUAAAGAUGAGGAUGCUCCACAACCAUUUGUUCCUGAUAUCACAAAGACAGACCAUUACCACAUAUCAUCCUUCAAGGCAGCUUCCUCCUCAGCAACACACAUGGAGGUGAAAGAAAGUAAAUCAAAGUUAACUGAAUCACGUGAAACAUAUGACAGAUAUGAUUCAUCUGAACGAUUUGUAUCUGCAUCUGAAAAAUAUGCUGCAUCCGCUAAGUAUGCAUCAACUGAAUACUUAUCAUCUGCAGCAUCCUUAUCAUCAGCAUCAUCUGAAAAGUUUAGAUUGACUGAAAGAUAUGUGUCGGGUGAAAGACAAGCAUCGUCUGAAAGAUCUGAAACAUAUGCUUCAUCUGAAACAAAAAUGAGGGCUAUGGAGGCGUCAGAAGUUGAGCAAGUGACUGUUCAUAAAGUUAAGUCAACUCUGGCAGCCAGAAUACUGACUAAACCACAGUCUGUAACAGUCAAUGAAGGAGAGACUGCUCGAUUCACUUGUGACAUUGAUGGCGAACCAGCACCAAGUGUUACAUGGUUGCAUGAGGGACAAGUCAUUGUAUCCUCUCAUCGUUUUAUGGUGUCUACCACGCAGUACAAGUCUAUGUUUGAAAUUUCCUCUGUCCAGUCUUCUGAUGAAGGCAGCUACACACUGCUGGUUGAGAAUGCUGAGGGCAGACAAGAGACUCGGUUUAGCCUGACCAUUUUAAGAGCAAUUGUCGAAGAGGAGAUUUUUGUCUCAAUAAAGUCACCAGAGCCUGGAUCCAAGUCUCCUGAACGAGUAGCUUCACCUCCCAGUGUUCCCCAAACCCCAACCCCGUUAAUCAAGUCUCCUGAACCAAUCGCCUCACCUCCUAGGGUGAAGUCCCCUCCUCCAGUCAAGUCUGCUGAACCAAUCACCUCGCCUCCAAGGGUGAAGUCCCCGCCUCCUGUCAAGUCUCCUGAACCAAUCACCUCGCCUCCAAGGGUGAAGUCCCCUCCCCCUGUCAAGUCUCCUGAACCAAUCACCUCGCCUCCAAGGGUGAAGUCCCCUCCCCCUGUCAAGUCUCCUGAACCAAUCACCUCGCCUCCAAGGGUGAAGUCCCCUCCUCCUGUCAAGUCUCCUGAACUAAUCACCUCGCCUCCAAGGGUGAAGUCCCCUCCUCCAGUCAAGUCUCCUGAACCAAUCUCCUCGCCUCCAAGGGUGAAGUCCCCUCCUCCAGUCAAGUCUCCUGAACCAGUUAUCUCGCCUCCAAGGGUGAAGUCCCCUCCCCCAGCCAAGUCUCCAGAACCAAUCACGUCGCCAAAGGGAGUGAAACCACCUCCCCAAGUCAAGUCUCCUGAACCAAAGGGUGUGAAGUCACCUCCUCAAGUUAAAUCUCCCGAACCAAAGGGUGUGAAGUCACCUCCUCAAGUAAAAUCUCCUGAACCAAAAGGAGUGAAGUCACCUCCUCAAGUCAAAUCUCCUGAACCAAAAGGAGUGAAGUCACCUCCCCAAGUCAAGUCUCCUGAACCAAAAGGAGUGAAGUCACCUCCCCAAGUCAAGUCUCCUGAACCAAUCGCCUCACCUAAGAGAGUCAAAUCUCCACUAACUGUGAAAUCCCCGACUCCUAAAGCUCCAAAGAUUAUCCACCAACUCACAGCCAAAGCUUCAGAAGACAAAGUGAGAAUGUCCUUGGUAUCUGAAAGCAGCGUGAGAGAAGUUGUGUGGUGCAGGAAUGGAGUGAAACUGACAGAGAGCAGCCACUAUGAGUUCCAUAUGUCUGUGGAUGGACAUUGUUCUCUUAUUAUCCAUGACCUCUCUGAGAACGACCAGGGAGAAUACUCUUGUGAGCUCAUUGCAGAAGGAGGAGUCUCUACUAAAUCUUCAUUUUCAUUCGUUGGCCAAGUGUUCCAAUCCAUCUACACUAAAGUCACAGCUUAUGUGCAGCAGCACAUGGCCAUGAAAGUGAAAACCGAACAAGUAUCAAUUAGUCAAAAAGAGGCAUCUAUGGCUUUAGCCUCCCAUACAAGUUCAGAACAGGUUAAGAAAGAAAUCCAUGGAGGAGCUCAGAUGAUGAUGAUGGGGGAGAGUGCUGCUCUUAGCAGCAUGCAGGAAAGCUUCUCUUCCCAAUCAGUCCACAUGGCUUCUUCUUCUUCUAUGCAUCAGGAGAGCUCUUUCAGCAGUUCCAGUAUGGCCAGUAUGUCUAGCAUGGCUGCCAUGGCUGCUGAAAUGCAGAUGGAAACCAUGUCUCUAUCUAGCAUGUCUUCCAUGACAUCUUCCCAUGCCAUGAGCUCCAGCAGUAUGACUGAAAUGAUGAGUCACUCCCACCUAGAGGGGUCCUCCAUGAGAUCUAUUGCACAGGGUAUGCUUGGUGCAACAGGUGCACCAAGAAUCGAAGCUCUCCCAGAGGACAUCACCAUUGAACUUGGAAAGGUUCUCACCGUGGCCUGUGCUUUCUCCGGAGAGCCCACCCCUAACAUCAAAUGGUCCCGCGGUGGAAGAACGCUGCCCGGUGAGGAGCAUGGCGGUAGGUUCCACAUCGAGACCUCAGAGGACCUCACUACACUCAUCAUCACCAGUGUGAAAGAAGAGGAUGCUGGAGCAUACACACUCAAACUUUACAACGACUUUGGAUCUGACACUGCAACAGUAACUAUAAGCAUUCGAUCAUAAAAAAAAACAGUUAAUAUCAUUUCUAUCCUCCCCCUUCCCUACUUUAAUGCCUUUUUAUGUAUUAAUUGAACAAAAUAUUAUCUUACUUGAUAAAGACCUGGAUUUCUGUUAUUGUAAAUAUGAACUAUUUUUAUACCAAACUUGACAUUAAUUUAUGCCAAACUAGACUAAAGUCUAAAGUUGUUAUAAAAUGUGCCAUAUUGGAUAAUUAUGACUUAGGAUUUUUCAUCCAUUUUUUCUGUGACAUGUACAUAAUGUAUAUAGCCGAAUUUAACGGUUAUGGAAAAUGUAUGAAUUGUUAUUUAUGACAAUAUUAACUGAAACAAAUGAAACUGAAAUGUUUAAAAGGAGAAAGUUUCGCAUGAAACGAAUACCCUGUUAAACCUGAAACUAAACUCUGUGCCUCAACAAAAAGUUGAUGUCUUAAGAUUGCCUCAACAGGUAGAGAGGCUCCCUGUUGAAGUUGAUACUAAAUCAGAGAGACGAGAUGUUAGACACUGUAUGUUAUUACCUGCAGUGUUAUUAUCAAACUCCUAUGAAUUGUAACAUGAUCAUAAGACCCUGAGUGCUGUUUGCAUAAACCCUCAUGUAAGCAGGACAACUAGGCCUUGUGUUCUGGACUGACUAUGUCAUAACCACCAUUUAAAUGACAUGUUCAACGUGCGAGCGGCCUGCACUUGAGCUGAAAUGUGUUUUUUUUGUGCUCUGCUUCUGGCAAACGACUGCUUAAUUGAUUUUCCGAACAACAUCAACCUGGCCAUAAAAAAUUGAAAGUCCAUCCUGCACUUUUUUGCAGAAGCAGAGCCAUCUCUUGGAGGUUUGCUUGUGUGCCUUAUUUUUGUGUGUUAGCUUUAGAAUUUCACCAGUUCAGUUCAGGCAAACAUCAAGCAAGUGUACCACAGUGACACCACCUGCUGUGUUAAAAGAAAACUAAAUGUAUUAGCUGUUCUGCCCUGCACUUUCGUUUGAUUGAAAUUAGAAUUAUAGAAUUAUAUGCAACCUCCCUGAGUUUAGUAUUGAUUUAAUAAAGCAUGAUAUCAGCACUAAAA